AGCCAGGCUGCUGUAAAUGGACGUAAUCGGAGAGGAGAGGGGGAGGGCUGUGUAUUGUACCUGUAUGUGGACUCUCGGUGUUAGGAAGUGCCAGAGCGGGGCUGAGGGCACCACCAGCGGUACUGCCAGCCGAAUUCCACCCCGUGCCGAGUAGGGCAGUAACUGUGACCGUAUUAUUGGGAGCAGUGUGUUCACUGUGGGCUUGGCUGUGUAACUGGCAUGAGGAGAUAGUGGGCACCUCACUGCCAGUGUAUGGAAUAACCUGUAACACGGGCUCUCACUGCUCGGGGUGACUGACUCCCGGGUGCUGUACUCGGUGCUCUGCCGUGCAGUGUGCUGGAGGAUGCCAGGCUGGUGGAGUGUGUGCCUGGCGCUGGCUGCCCUCUGCCCGGGCUGCUCUGGGCACUCCCUGGAGUGGUUCACGGCUGUGCUCCGCACCGAGUACACCGACCCUUUCACCAACAUGACGGUGCUGAACACCACGGAGAGCGGCACCUACGGCGACCAUUCCCCGAAGGAGAGCGUGCGGGGCUGGGUGGGCUACCCGCGGGACCCAGAGCUAUUGGAAGGAUGCCACCCGGAUACCCAGUUCACGGUGCCCGGCAUGUCCCCGGCGGCCCUGGAGGCUGAGGAUGCCCAUCCCUGGAUUGCCCUGGUGGCCCGUGGAGGAUGCACAUUCAAGGAGAAAGUUUUCAUCGCUGCCCGCAGGAAGGCAUCCGCCGUGGUCAUCUAUAACGAUGUGAAGAGUGGCGAUGCCACCGUGCCUAUGUCACACCUAGGUAAGCCCAAUAAUACAUACAGCGAGCUUCCCAUGGCACCCUGCUGGGACCUGCCGUACUGUGCCAUCUGUAUCCCAGCUCAGAGAUACUCUGUCUUGCAGCACACACUGGGUACAUGAGGAGUGGGCACCUUGGAGGGAUGGUUUGUACAAUCCUGUCUUCUCCAAAAUGUCAUUCACACUGUAUCCAGCAAUAGGAUGCACUGUACUGACCAUUGUAUAUGAUUUAUACCAGGUGAAUUCCAUUUAUACUUUGAGGGAGAUGGAUUGAAGUGUUGUGUUUUGAAAAUCGUCCUGACGUUUUUAAGGUGAAAAAAAUCACUAGGCGGAAUGUUUCUGUUUAUUGCAUUGGUUACCACAGCGAUUGCUCCAGUUUUAGAACUUUGCAUCUUUUUUUUUUUUUUUUUAAAUAUGGCAUUUCAAAAAAAGUGUCUGUGUUCGCUUUAAUUAAUAGGAGCUCGUUUUCAUUUUAAAUUUGUUUUUGGAUAUAAUUGGGGCUCAGUUGUUACCAUGGUAGCUGUUGUGCCAGGUAUACCAAAUUCAGUGACAGAAGGAUGUGUAGUUGAUAAGAUGCCAAUCUAGGACACGUGCCAAAUGGUUAAAUAGUUUACAGAGCUGUGUUUUUGUUGAUUGAGACUUCUGGGAGAAUGUGACGCAACUUAAGUACUUUAUCACGGAUGUGUUUUGAAUGUUUAUUUUUUUGUACUGCAUAUUUUACAAUCUUUUACAUCAUCAAUGUGAUGAAACUGUGGGGUUAUGUAUAGGAAGUGUUGUAUUCAGAAAAGUGAUUCAAGGUACCAAAAGUCACCAUGAAAACUAGUGGAACGAGUAAGCAUGUUACAUUGAUGACUCUGCCCCUUCUUCGUGUUUGCAUAACUUUUCAGAACAGACACUUAUGCAAAAAAAGUCUCUAUUGUAACAUGAAAUGUGACAUUGGUGUAAGGCCAUUCUACUACAAUAAAACUGUAUUUUGGGUUUACCUCUUAUUAUUACACAAACCAGCAUUUGUGUUGGUAAUAAAUUGUUAAUAUCUGUUCAAAUAUGGAUGUUAUGCCUUCAAGGCACAGUGGAAUUUGUAUUUAGUUUGUACAUGUUAAGCUUAUUUAUAAUCUCACAUCUGGAUCCAUCACUAGAUAUACUUUUAAUAAUGCCAAAUGUUUUUUGUGGGUUUUUUUUUUCUUUAGGGUGAUGGCAUCUACUUUCAUUGUGACUGUAAUGUGUUGUACAAUAUUGACACAAUACAUUUUAUAGUAAAAUUUCAUUCUUGCCUCUGCUGCUAUAUUUGAUCUCCAAAAUAUACACAUAAAAAGUGCUUGCUUAAUUUGCUUUCAGUCCUGGAGGACUAAAUUUGUAGAAAAAGCACAACUAGUUCCUAAUAUCACAAUUUUAUGAGGCUGUGCAGAGUACUGUUUGCACUUGUAAAUGCCAGAUAUGGCAGGUUUGGUUCAGAUGUUGUUCAUUAUGUUUUGCUAUUUGGAAUUUCUAAAUAUUUAGCUUAUUGUUCCUUGAGCUCAAACAAAAACUAUUUUAACUUUGUUUCCUAUGUAGUUGUGAAAUAGCGAAUGUAGACCUCAGCACAGAAUAAUAUGGAGAUGCUUAUUAUUUACUGUUCAAGAAUUUGCACCUGGUCUAUUCACUAAGAACUGAAUUAUGGUCGAGUUUAAAAUCAAAUUGUAAGACGAACAGAAUUAUCUAAAUUGGGGGGGGGGGGGAAAGCUCAAUUGUGCUAUUUUUUUACUCUGUUCUGGUGCACGAAAUGAUGCAAUUAUUAUUAUUUAUAUAGCGCUAACAAAUUCCGUAGCACUGUACAAUGGGUGGACUAACAGGCACGUAAUUUUAACCAGACAAAUGGACGCACAGGAACAGAGGGGUUGAGGGCCCUGCUCAAUGAGCUUACAUGCUAUUCUGUUGCAAAAUCAAUACAAUACAUUGUUUAGUGAAUAACUCCCCCCAGUCCCUCUAACGUCCGAUUUUGAUUUGGACUUUGACAUUUAUACACACUGUUGAGUCAGUCAUUUGCACAGACAAAAUAUUUGAUUUCUUCAUUUUCCUUUUUCUUAAAUACAAGCAGUAAUUACACUUCCAUUCAUAAGCUAAAAAAAACUCCCUUUUAUUUUUUUUAUAUUGUUUAUUGUAUUCCAAUUUAAUUAGUGACAGUUAAUUAGGCCAGUGAGCUUUUUUUUUCUUUCUUUUUUUGCCAGUUUCAUUGAAACAGCAUUGUGCCCAAUAUUGUGACAUUACAAAAUUGCCUGGAAACAGGUAAAUGAGUUUUAUUCAUAUAGUUAUUAACAAAACACUGAGUUUGGCAUACACAGUAUCAUGUUUACAUAGAUGGCUCAACGAACACCUGAAUUCUAUCAUAUUGGUUUGGGCCUUUGUAUAAACCUUUUUUAUUUCUCCAUAUUUCUCAUUUUUCUCAAGGAAAGUAUUCUGGCUUACUUUGAUAUUGAGAUUUUAGCCUACAAUAGAGUAACAUACUAUCUAAUACUUUUCUUCAGAGUUAGUUUGACUUGUCAAAACUCAAGCUCCUAUAACCUAUGAUUGCACAUUUUGGAAAAUAGGUUAAAUAAAAUUGUUAUAACAAAAUAUAAAAAAAAAUAAAAACCUUUGGGAUAUUUGUCAAGUGUUUUCUGCCAAAAGUGGUGCAAAAGUGUAGGCUGAGUCUCCGGUCGAGCCCCCCCUGCACUUUGGAUAUGGGCAUUGCUCUUCGGCGCACUAAGUGAUAUGGCUUUUCUCUAUUUUCCUGGUGUACCCUGCCGGUGGCAGCCUGCUUUCUGUCUGUUCUUAUGCUCUUUUUUUUUCUCUCUUCCUUUAUUUUUUCCCUCUUUUUUUCCUCCUCUGUUUCCUGUACAGUUCUUUUUUCAUUUUUACCUCCUCUUGUUCCCCCACUUGAGAAACGCUUAAUUUAACUGUAUAAAAACCCUUGGAGAGUGGAAUCAAACACCUCUUACUUCGCAUACUGUCUGUUGGCGGUUUAUGUUAUCUCCAUAUUGAACGUUUUAUUGUUCUGCCUAGCUUUCUUGUUCACAUAUACAGUGCAUACCAAUGAGUAUGUUAAUGCAAAACUCUAGGGCAUUGUGUUUCUUAACCUAUUGGUGUUACUAACUUUUUGUGUUCACCACUAAUACAAAGAAGUAUCAAAUAGCUUCUUUAUUCAUAACUAUCGUUGCAAUAAUUUUUGUUCUUUUACCGUCAUGUAAUGAUGUGAUGUCAUGAAAAUGCCUUUUCUAUGUACCACCGACUGUCUAAGAUUUAAAAAAAAAUUGAAAACAAAAAAGUUUAGCAUGGACAGAGUCACCAAUGAAGUGUACCUACUGGUUCAUCUGGUUGCCCUGGCACAUGCCCCACUAUUAUUACUGUAGACUAGUUUUUGGAACAUAAUAUUUCGAUAAAUAAACCCCCUGUUGUUAUUCCAACAUGCUCAAUGCAUUUCCAAGAUGAUACAUAAGGCUUGUAUUUCAACGUUUUAUUCAACUAGAAUUCAAGCAAAGGCAAAUUUAUGUACAUAAUUUAAUUCCAUGUCGCCUGUAGGUGCCAAACCUUGUCUCCUGGCUCUUUAUUAAUUCUCUGGCUGUUGAAGGUGAUACAAUGUUGCUUUAGGAAAAAGCAUAUUAUUGUGGUAUAGAGGUUGUAGUUGAUUCAAUGUUUUUUAAUGCUGCUCUAUCCAUAUCUUUUGAUCUGUAAAUUACUUAAUACCAGCUGUGGGUGAAAAUGAUGGAGUUGGUGGUAUAUUGGUAUUGCAUAUUGAAAUCCAAACUACAAAGCUCGGGCAUCCACAGAUAAUUUGCUAAAUUUCUCCACAUCUAAUAUAAUCGCAGCUUGGAUAUUUUUGCCUUAAUUUUGCUGUUUGUUUAUAAGUUUAUUCAUAGUUUAAUGAAUAAAUGCUAUUAUGUAUUAAUGUCAUUCUUAGUAGUACAUAAAAAAAUCCAUGUGGAUCACUAGCCAAAAUUAUUAAUCCUAUAUUUGUUCCCUUCCUUCUUCUCCAAUUUACAUAACUCCAGUGAUCCGCUGUCACUUUCUGGACCACUUGUUUUGUGUUAUGAGAGUACUAACUACUGUAGGAGUAAUUUGUGGGAGUAUUGUGCAUGUGCUAUGUACAUCACUCACAUAGACAUUAGCUGUUAGUCUCUCCCAUAAAGAAAAAUGGAAGCACUUUAGGACGAUAAGUUUAGUUGGCCAAAAACUCACUGUCAGUAGUACUGCUCUAAAUCUCAGGUUUGAAAUUUUCCAGAGUCAAACCCAUCCUUUCAUAUUUUCUGAGUUCAGCACAAUGGGUAUCAGUGAUUUAAACUUUUAUCAAAUGCCGAUAAGUGAGAAUAUGUCAGCUGAAGUCUGUCCAUUUCCUUUCCUUUUGGGUGGAAGAAAAGGCCUAUGCAAGUAUGUAUAUUAACAUUCAAAUGAAUUGUGCAGAACCGUGGUCUUUAAGGAUACUGUUUUUUCUGUAAUCAAUUUGAUGGAGUGAUUUUACAACCCAGCCAUACUGGCAUACUUAUGUCUUUUAAUCAGGUCCUUAAUGCAUGUUUGUUUUUUUUUAUUAAGGGACACUGCAGUCACACAGACCACUUCAUCUCAUUGAAGUGGUCUGGGUGCAGUGUCUCUAUCACUUUAGCCGUGGAACGUAAAACAUUGCAAUUUUUGAGAAACUUGUUUUCUUUGCUGGAUAAAGUCUACCUCUAAUGCAGGGCUGCCCAACAGGUAGAUCCCCAGAUGUUGUGGAACUACAACUCCCAUGAUGCUUUGCAUGCCGUUAGAAUGCAUUUAGAAUGACAAAGCAUCAUGGGAGUUGUAGUUCUACAACAUCUGGGGAUCUACCUGUUGGGCAGCCCUGCUCUAGUGGCUGUCAGUAAAACUAAGGAGAGCAUUGGGUUGGAUUAUCUAGGAGGAGUUCAUGCCUCUUCUGUGAUGUUACUAAAGGUAGAGAGGUAAACAGUGCGAGGGAGUCUCAGCGCUGGAAAUAGGUGAUUUUAUUAAUGUAAUUAUAUUUAAAAAAGAAUUGGUAUUCCAAAUGCUAUAAUGUUCCAUUAAUUACAGUUGCUGAGUAGUGAGUACCUUUCUAUAUCAAAGUAUCUUGUUUGAUUUAUUAAGUUCUAAAUCUAUAUGUUUAUUCAAAUUCACAUUGGUGGUUAUGUAUACAAAUUGUUUACUUUAACUUAUGUGUGCAUGCAGCAGAAUGUAUUUAUAUAUACAGUAUUUCACAAAAAUGAGUACACCCCUCACAUUUUUGUAAAUAUUUUAUAUCUUUUCAUGUGACAACACUGAAGAAAUGGCACUCUGCUACACUGUAAAGUAGUAAGUGUGCAGCCUGUAUAACAGUGCAAAUUUGCUGUCCCCUCAAAAUAACUCAACACAUAGCCAUUAAUGUCUAAACCGUUGGCAUCAAAAGUGAGUACACCCCUAAGUUGAAAUAUCCAAAUUGGGUCCAAAGUGUCAAUAUUUUGUGUGGCCACCAUUAUUUUCCAACCCUCAUGGGCAUGGAGUUCACCAGAGCUUCACAGGUUGCCACUGGAGUCCUCUUCCACUCCUCCAUGACGACAUCACAGAGCUAGUGGAUGUUAGAGACCUUGUGCUCCCCCACCUUCCUUUUGAGGAUGCCCCACAGAUGCUCAAUAGGGUUUAUGUCUGGAGACAUGCUUGGCCAGUCCAUCACCUUUACCUUCAGCUUUUUUAGCAACGCAGUGGUCGUCUUCGAGGUCUGUUUGGGGUCGUUAUCAUGUUGGAAUACUGCCCUGCAGCCCAGUCUCCAAAGGGAGGGAAUCAUGCUCUGCUUCACUAUGUCACAGUACAUGUUGGCAUUCAUGGUUCCCUCAAUGAACUAUAGCUCCCCAGUGCCGGCAGCACUCAUGCAGGCCCAGACCAUGACACUCUCAUCACCAUGCUUGACUGUAUGCAAGACACACUUGUCUUUGUACUCCUCACCUGGUUGCCCCAACACAUGCUUGACACCAUCUGAACCAAAUAAGUUUAUCUUGGUCUCAUCAGACCACAGGACAUGGUUCUAGUAAUCCAUGUCCUUUGUCUGCUUGUCUUCAGCAAACUGUCUGCAGGGUUUCUUGUGCAUCAUCUUUAGAAGAGGCUUCCUUCUGGGAUGACAGCCAUGCAGACCAAUUUGAUGCAGUGUGCAGUGUAUGGUCUGAGCAUUGACAGACUGACCCCCCCACCCCUUCAACCUCUGCAGCAAUGCUGGCAGCACUAAUAUGUCUAUUUCCCAAAGACAACCUCUGGAUAUGACGCUGAGCACGUGCACUUAACUUCUUUUGUCGACCAUGACAAGGCCUGUUCUGAGUGGAACCUGUCCUGUGACACCGUUGUAUGGUCUUGCCCACAGUGCUGCAGCUCAGUUUCAGGGUCUUGUCAAUCUUCUUAUAGCCUACGCCAUCUUUAUGUAGAGCAACAAUUCUUUUUUUUUCAGGUCCUCAGAGAGUUCUUUGCCAUGAGGUGCCAUGUUGAACUUCCAGUGACCAGUAUGAGAGAGCGUGAGAGCGAUAUCACCAAAUUUAACACACCUGCUCCCCAUUCACACCUGAGACCUUGUAACACUAAUGAGUCACAUGACACCGGGGAGGGGAAAUGGCUAAUUGGGCCCAAUGUAACAUUUUCAAUUAGGGGUGUAUUAACUUUUGUUGCCAACGGUUUAGACAUUAAUAGCUGUGUGUUGAGCUAUGUUGAGGGGGACAGCAAAUUUACACUGUUAUACAGGCUGUACACUUAAUACGUUACAUUGUAGCAGAUUGUCAUUUCUUCAGUGUUGUCACGUGAAAAGAUAUAAUAAAAUAUUUACAAAAAUGUGAGGGGUGUACUCACUUUUGUGAGAUACUAUAUAUAUAAAACGGUUAUUCCACCUUUAUUUAUUCAUACCUUUUUUCUGCUUUUUCUGUAGUGCUUCAAAAUAAUACAUUUUUCUGGCUCCUUUUAUUUCCUUUUGGAUUAUUUGCUUAUUUUAUUCUGCUGAUUUUACUGUGAUUACAUUCACAAAAUGAGACAAAUUAGUAAUAUUGCUAGGAAACAAGAUGCAGUCACACUUUAAAGGAUUUUUGUAUUCUUUAAAAAAAGAUGUGAAAGCUUCCCUUAGCUUCUUCAGUAUAUCCUCUACUCUGAUAACAUGGAAAAAGUUGUCGAAAAAAAAGUAAUUUGCACUUUUUGUACGCAUGGCACAGUUGCGAACCAAAAAAACAAAACCAAGUGAAAAGGAAAAUAAAGUUAAAGAAGAGGUGUAGUAAAGAAUAUUUUGGUUGCAAAUAAGGGGUUCAAAUAGUAAAGGUGCCAGAAAAAAACUGUCUGUAAUUGAACACUUUUUAUUCAUAACCCCUAUUGUGUUCAGACUUGAUUUUCUGGCCAAGGACAAUUCAAGUAUUUUAGAUCAAUGUUAAUACUCCCUUCUUCAAACAAAGUACAGGUGGGGCUGCCUUGGGGGCAAACAAUGAGAGACACACACCAGUUUUUUCAACCAGACCUGUUCCACAAUUGUCAAGCUACUGUUUUGUACUGUUGUUCCUUUUUUUUUCUUUUCUGUUUUCCAUUAUUUAGUAAGUGUUUUGGCAACUGUUCUUUAGGCAGAUAAUGAACAAACACAUGUUAUGCGGGAAUUCAAAAAGGAAAAAACACAUGGGAACAUCUGGAUCGAGAUAGAUGUCUCAUCUGCAUUCUUCAGUGUAAAUUGAUCAUUUGAGAUAGUAUGCACUCUCUAGAUUUUAGUUAUCUUCUGUCACCUAAUUUAGAAUUGAGAGUCUUCAAUAUGUUGGUGGUUUGUGUGCCUGUGUGUUUUUAUGUUAUAACCCUUUGAUCGUAUAAUUACCCCCUAUGGAAAUGUAGUAAGCAAAUAUUUGUUGUAUGGUCAGUAAUAAGCGGUGCACAAGUGAUUAUAUUAUUGAACCAUGGCAAUACUGAUGAUCCAAAUUACAGUUCCCAGCAUCUUAGGCCAAGCAAAAUUAUGAUAAGACUAGCAAUUACAAUUUUACAGGUAUUUUCUAAUCUUAUUUAAAGAAUAAACAGAGGGGGCAAAAGUGGUAUGAGGGAGAUUAAGCAAUCAUUUCUGGGCCAUUUAGUUUACUUGUGGUAUUUUGUGCGAGAUUGCUGGGCUUGGUCCUUGGCAAUAUAAAAUUCUGAAAAAUGUCUUAGUAUAUUGUUUAUUCAAGCCCUUAGGGAUGGUACAUUAUAAAGCUGAUUUGAUGCUACUGUAAUAAUUGUUUCUGGUCUGCUGACCCCCACUUAUUGCCCAUAAUAGCCAUAUUAACAUUUACCUAUAUUAUUUCUGGUAUUACCAUAAAGCACUCCAUCCAAAUGAAACCAAGUAGUUUGUGAGAAUGAUUCAUACGCAUAUUUGCAAUUAUUAUUUAACCAAUGUUUGUUUUACCUCUGUGUUCGGUACCCCAGUUUUGUGAUGUGUGAUAUUGUUACAUUGCUUUUAGGGUCAUAUAAAUAAAUUCCAUUAUUAAAUUUGGUUAUAUGUUGAAUAUUCAGAAUCUUCCUUACAUUACAUGUAGGUGUGGGUAAGUAACGCAAAUAAAUCCAAUCAAAUCAAUAAUGCUGGCUGUAACGGAGCUCUCCGUACUCCGACUGAGUACCCUCCAUUGAUGGAUGCUUUCUAGCUUGCGCUGAGGACCACAAGCACCGCAGACUCCGCAACUGCUGUAGCUUGACUGGAGUCUUCCUUCCACCCUGGAUCAGCUUAUGUUCUCCUGGAUUGUGUGAGUAAGACCUCUUCCUUUCACCCUGCAUGAACCUCCAAACAUCCAGGAUUGUGUGGGGAAGACCCUUCCUCAAAGGAGAGCGUGUCAGAAACAAGCUCUUAAAAGAACUAAGUGAUUCAAGCUCAGGAGAGUAUGCAGAGCAUAGCAAUCCCCAGUGUGAUUAUAACAGCUCCCUCCAAUAACAAGACAAGGCUAUGUUUAGAGGGAUCAAGAAGAACUGUCUAAACCUUUAUUUCCCUUGGGACCAGCCCAUAGGGUCACCACAUUAACAUUGCUGUAAUAACUCAAUAAAAUCACAAACAGUCAAACCAUAGCAGGCAACACAAAGUGACUUAUCACAACACAAUGGCAUAUUUUUAAAGGGGUGGGGGAGACAAUAUUUAACAGAAAAUAUCUCACCUGCCUGCAGAAUUAGCAAUAUGCAAAUCUACCCGAAUAUGCAAAUGAACCAGUCUUGCUAUUCAGGUCGUGCAUAUUGCUGUUGCUACCAACAGAGGGCACUAGACAAGCUCCAUAGCCAAAUCCACCUUGUUGGUAGCAAACCUCAGCAGUACAGGAGAGCAGGCAAUACAUUUCACAGUACACACACACACUAUAAACAAUUACAUUACACACACCCUGCACCUAUAAUGGGUACAGGGUGACUAAAACAUAAGAGAAAUAAAGCAACCUACAUAAAUAGUCUGUCUGAAGGUAGAAUAGGGGCUUUAAAGCUAAAUACAUCAAAGAGUCACAGUCACAGGGGAGGAGGCUGGCAAGCAGGCCUCUCCAGGACCAUGUGGCGAAGGGCACUUCGUCACACUGGCAUUUUUUUCCAGUAAAAUACAGAAAGAAAAUUAAAGAAAGUGGAAAAAAAAAUCUUUAUCCAUUUUGAAUUGGGAAUAUAAAUUGUAAAUAAAAAGUCAAAUGGAUAUAUAGCAAUACUAGGUAAUAUUUCCCAACUGUGCAAUGUAGAUUAGCUCAAAGGCACUUGGCCAGAUAGUCAAGUCAUAGUUGCUAACGACAGAUAUUGUCACAACAGUAUUAAACUCGGGGUACAGAUAAUAACUUAUUUGCUGAAACAUCAGUAAUAUAAAUGUCAUUAUAAUAUUUUGUUUACAUCUGACAAGUUUGUUAUGUCUGGGCUAUCGUUGGUAAGGUGAACCUAUUAGCACAUUUAUUGCAAUAAACAUAAAUUCCUUUGCAAGAAGAAAACAUAUGAUGUAACCACCUGCACCAAGAUAGAUAGAUUGAUAACUUAGAAACAUAGAAUGUGACAGCGGAUAAGAACCAUUGGCCCAUCUAGUCUGCCCAAUUUUCUAAAUAUUUAACUAGUUCCUGGCCUUAUCUUAAAACUAGGAUAGCCUUAUGCCUAUCCCACGCAUGCUUAAACUCCCUUACUUUGUUAAGCUCUACCACUUCAGCUGGAAGGCUAUUCCAUGCAUCCACCAUCCACUACCCUCUCAGUAAAGUAAUACUUCCUGAUAUUAUUUUUAAACCUUUGUCCCUCUAAUUUAAUACUAUGUCCUCUUGUUGUGGUAGUUUUUCUUCUUUUAAAUAUAGUCUCCUCCAUUACUGUGUUGAUUCCCUUUAUGUAUUUAAAUGUUCUAUCAUAUCCCCCUGUCUCGUCUUUCCUCCAAGCUAUACAUGUUAAGAUCCUUUAACCUUUCCUGGUAAGUUUUACCCUGCAAUCCAUGAUCCGGUUUAGUAGCCCUUUUCUGAACUCUUUACAAAGUAUCAAAGUCUCAGAACAGAGAAGACAUCAGAAUGAUGAUGUUUAAUACAGUGCAGCAGUAAGCUUGUUACUAUGCGAAAUAAAGUUGCUACACACAAUAUAAUGUCUAUGAAGCUUAUAACGGGACACCCCUGCCAGGUUCAAUGCUUUCUUAUGAUCCACAAAUUCAUAAUGAGCGGUUUUGAAGUAGUUCGUCUUUUACUAAAGAUGUGCAUUUCCUAGAUAUUGAUUUUCAGUUGCUUAAACCCUCUGUAGAUCUUUCCAACAAUACCCAUAUUUACUAUUUACUACACUAGGUUUAGGCAAGAAUAAAAUCUUAGACUCAGAGGCCCUGCGAUAGAAAUUGCAUAUUUCCAUCUCACUGUUCAGCGGAUCCUUUAUUUUUGCUGCAUUGUACAUUAGAGAAAUAUGAUGAGAAUUUAGCACUGGGUUUCGUAGAAGUCCCGGUCCCACACCAUCUUCCCUGACAGUCAUAACAUGCUCUGCCAUUUGUAACUUGUUAUAUUUAAUGCUUUUGCUAAUGAUUAUAUAAUUGUUUUUAUAUAAUACAUUAUGUUCACAUUUCAGAUUUAAAUAUCUACUUUCUUAUUUAGCUGUGUUUUAUUUCUAGUUAACUUGAUCUGUGCUGAAUGAGGCUAAACAAUGCACAUACAUUUUCUGCAUAAUAUAGCUGUAGUAUUAAUCUUCUUAGUCCUUUAAAGUUAUCAUCAAAGGGAUUCUCCAGUGCCAGCAAACCAAACCCGUUUUCCUUGCACUAGAGAAUACUGGAGUUCCCCCCAAUAAGCUGUAGUUGUUCUGGUGACUAUAGUGUCCCUUUAAAAGGACACUAUUGUUACCAAAACAACUACAGCUUAAUGUAGUUGUUCUGGUGAGUAUACUCAUUCCCUUUGGGCAUUUUAAUGCAAACACUGUCUUUUCAGGACACUUCCAAGUGGCCAUUCCUCAGAUGGCCACUGUUGGUGCUUCCUGGCUCAGUGCUGCACAGUAGGCAGCAGUGCCAUUCAGCAACUCCACGCUCUGCAUGGGAAAUCUAAAUGUUUUCACAUAGGGAUGCAUUGAUUCAAUGCAUCUCUAUGAGGAGGUGCUGAUUGGCGAAAAUAGCGUUUGGCCCCAGCCCCUUGCCUAUUUCAGCCAAUGCUCAUGGGGAAGCAUUGCACUGGCUAAAAAUCAGCAAUUCUGAUUGUCACCAAUGGGGCGGCGCUAGCGCUGGCGGACCUGGAAAUAAGAUGGGUUUUAAUUGCUUUUAAGGGAGCUAAGGGGGGCAAGCCACCUAAAAUGUGGGUUAAACACUAUAGGGUCAGGAAUACAUGUUUCUGUUCCUGACCCUAUAGUGAUCCUUUAAUGUAUUUUGGUUGACCAUGUAAUUAUCAUUUAAUAUAUAUAUAAAGCUGUGCUCUUGUGUUCAUGACUUGACAAAGAACAUAACUCCUCCUGAUUGUUUGAUUGGCAAUUACAUGCAAAUUUAUAGUAAUGCCUUAUUUAUUAUAUUUUCAUUGAACAUCCUCUCUGCUGCUCCUAUAAGAAUUGUGUACAGCUGUUUAAUGUUUGCAAUAACCAGGGAAUUUUAAAUUUAACAUUAGUUGCAAAACACACAAACAUAAGACUGAGUGAUACGGUUGAUCACGGAAGAGCUGGAUGUGAAAAAUGUGUUGAUUUAGGACAUAAUGGCUAGAUCAAUUUCUAUAUAUAAAUAUAUAUAUAUAUAAUGUAUUUGUUUUUACCAUCACAUUUUCUUUGCUUCAUAGAAAUUGUAUUGAUCAUGGAUCAUUUCCUCUUUAUGGAAAAGCUCACAUGAAAAUAUAUGCUCUUGAACAUUCUGCUGAUGUGACAGCAACCAUUUACUUCUGCAUUUCAAACGUAGCAACAAAAUCUAUAUAACCUGAGUAUACAUCUUUUAGUGCGGGAAGUGUGAACUCUAUGUGCACUAUUAAAAAUAACUUACACUUACACAUUAGGCAAAAUUAGAGCAUGCUUAAUUCCAUAUUACUUUUUGAAAGAAUGACUAGAAAAUCUAAAAAUAAAGAUUGUCAAAAAAAAAAUCCAUAUUACCUUUACAGCUUCUUCAAUUCAUAAAAAUAUUUUACCUAACACAGAUCAUUUAUAAACAUUCUAAGCGUUACUGCUAGUUUGGAAUGGAAUGUGCCCUAUUUUGUAGAUACUACUUGUGGGAUCCCCUUAUUAAUUAUUUCAAACAUACCAUCUAUAUUUUUUUUAUAUUUAGAGUGAGCUACUUAGCUACUGGUUCCUGGCUGGUUUAAAACCCUGUCCCUAGCCCAUACCAUUUAACAAUAGCUUCUGGCCUUGGGUACACAAUUACCUCCUAUUGAAACAAAAAGUCUUGUUCCAACCAUUGUCACUUUUUUUUUUUUUUACUGUUCAAGUGCUGCUACUGGUUUGUUACUACUGACCACGCAGUGUGAGGGUUGCAUGCUUAGGUGUAUGUUUCUGUGCGUUACCAACAAGCCGUUAAUACAGAAAUGGUUGGAAUCUGCCGCCUAUGGUCACGGGGAAUUGAAGCCCCCUAGCUAGUAUAUAGUCUAGGGAACCACUACUUGCAUUAUUUUAUUCUUUUUGUGUUUAUCAAUUUUUUGCCCAGUGCCUUUGUAAAUAUUGUAGAUUACUGGUGAUUUGCCCUAAAAAAAAUGGUGCCACUUUAGCAAUUCAGUAAAUUGUAAGUGGUGUGUAUGUUCACACUCUUGGGGCCAUUUCUAUGGUCAUUUAUUUAGCAGACAGUGAUUUUCUCCAAACCAGAUGGGGACCUUUGCUCCUCUUUAAUGCCUAUAUCUAUCCAGGUAGUCUAUCUUUCUGUGUAUAACCUUUUUAAUGAAAGUAUUAAGCCAAAGGUUGACAACUGCAAUCUAGCCAUUGGAUCCAGGUCACAAUUUUCAGGAAACAGUUUUUGAUCACCCUAGGGUAUGCUAUAUAAUGAAAUUAGUAAGUUAGUAGGCAAAGAAGCUGCAUGGCUUAGUAUAACAUGCUUGAACAGGGGUUUUUUUAUUUUUUUAUUUUAAUGCAUUUGUCAGACUUGCAACAUGACUGGGCAAGCCUGUAAAAUAACUGUUAAUGGUACGGUUGUAAACAUGCUGGAUAGAUUCACUUGAAAGGUAUCUGUACUUGAGAAACAUAGAAAGUAUUAUGUACUUGAGGAACAUAGACAAACUGAACAAAAUAAGUUACAUAGAACUAUUUAAGUUUGGAAAACCUAGUUAAUCCCUUAAGGACCAAACUUCUGGAAUAAAAGGGAAUCAUGACAUGUCACACAUGUCAUGUGUCUUUAAGGGGUUAAAGGACCACUAUAGGCACCCAGACCACUUCAGCUUAAUGAGGUGGUCUGGGUGCCUGGUCCAUCUAGGGUUAACCCUUUUUUCUGUAAACUGCUAUGUUUAUGUUAGGGUUAAUCCAGCCUCUAGUGGCUGUCUCAUUGACAGCCGCUAGAGGGCUUCCGCGUUUCUCACUGUGAAAAUCAUCACAGCGUCCAUAGGAAAGCAUUGUGAAUGCUUUCCUAUGGACUGGCUGAAUCGCGCGCAGCUCCUGCCGCGCAUUUGCAUUCAGCCGAACAGGAGGAGGAGAGCUCCCCACCCGGCGCUGGAGAAAGAGGUAAGUUUAACCCCUUCGUCUCCAUCCAGCCUGGCGGGAGGGGGACCCUGAGGGUGGGGACACACUCAGGGCACUAUAGUGCCAGGAAAACAAGUAUGUUUUCCUGGCACUAUAGUGGUCCUUUAAGGAUGAAGGCAAGGAGAAGAGAAAUUAUAUAAUUGUACAAUUAAUAGGAGUAAGAGUGUUACAAAAUAUAGUUUGGCUCAAGAAAAGCCAUAGAACACCAUGAUGAAUAUUCAAGAUUUUCCAUGUAUUUUAGAAAAAAUUAGGGAUGUGCAUGGGCAAAAGAUUUGGUUCAGUUUGGAAAUUCGGGUAAGUAAAAUAAAAUUUGUCUGCUUUGGCAAUUCGGACCAAUGGCAUUCGGUUUGCUUCGGCACGUCCGAACUACCAAACUUCGGCAAUUUGAAACUUCGGCAAUUCGGAACUACGGUAAUUCGAAACUUCAGCACUUCGGAAUUUCAUAAGCAUCCGAAUGUCCGAAUUGCAUGAAACAAAUUGCACAUGUCUACUAGAAGCCCUAUAGAUGUGUAAGUGGUUGUGGUGGUAAUCCUGGCAUUAGAACCCUACAGAUGUGUAAGUUGUGGUGGCAGUCCGGGGACAGGGAGCCUUAUAGAUGUGUAAGUGGUUGUGGUGACAGUCCUGCCACUGGGAGCUGAAAAUGAUCACUAUACUUCUUAAAUAAUAUGUAGCAUUUUUCGUAGAUAUUGCUACAUUUGGAGGAUUUGCAAUUUGUUCUAAAUCAGAUUGCAUGUUUGUGUGUCACAAGUUGCUUUUCCGAGACACAUUCUCAUUGAAAUACAUGUGAACUCAGAUAGGGGAAGCUUAUAUCUGCUAACUGCAGUGGUUUGAUUUGAUCAGAGUUCCCAUCAGACUGCGAGGCAUGAAACAUUUGAUGCAUUUUUGAUCUACCAAAUGAUCUACCAUUUAUAUUUUAUGGAGUCUGGAGGUACACCAGCAAUCUUAUUUAAUGUGUGAUGUGUCAUGUGCUCAUUUAAAGGCCCAUGAGUAUCACUAACUAUGAAAAUACUCUCGGAAUUUGUUACAUGCUUCAAACUACAGGGUAUUUGUAUGGAAAAUAAAAUUGUGUAUAAAAGUAAACUUUAAAAAAUGGAGCUAUCAAACCUACACAGUGUGUUAGCAUAUAUCGAGUACAGUUUUUUGUGUGCAGCGAUACAUACACAGAUAGGUUAAAACAUAUAGAUGGUAGUCAAAGCAUUAUCUAGAUUAGAGCAACUGUACUUUUUAACAAUAUACGCAAGAUAAAGUAAGCGAGUAAGUAAGUGUACAAAAACAUGUGUAAGAUAAAGAUGUAAUUGUACUAGAUACAAAAUUAGACCAUUGUAUGUAAAAUAUUUUAAAAUAAACUAAACAUGCAAAUUUCAGGAUAAGUGACAUUCUUAAACCACUGGGACUAGGUACAUCAAAUUAAGAUGGUCAUAAAAGGAAGACUGGCUGUCAAAGGAGAAGCAUUAACUCAAGGCCUAGAGCAUUAACUCAAGGCCUAGAGCUAGUGGGUAUUGAAGGAUGGUCGGUCAACCGAUUUCCAUGUUGGACAAUAUUUGUGUGAUCUUGAUUGUCCUGCUAAGAGCGGUGCCAAGGUGAAGCACCACUCCAACCCCAGGCCUGUGUAACAGCUGACACCUUGUCAUCAUGGAUCCAUUGACUUGCAGAGUCCAAGUCCUUUAUUUCAUGUAAACUGCGUAAAGGCUGUAAGUGUUGUCUUGUAGUUUUUCGUCAAUUUUGUCUGCUGGCCCUCUACAUACCUGAAUGGUGUACUGGGGUUGGACCCCAGGGGGCUCUCAGCCCGUGUCGGCACGGUAACAUAGUGGUUUCAUUUGUGAAAACAGAUUUGCUAGGGCCAUGCAAGCCUCUCCAAUGCCACAGAUCCCCUUCCACAGGUAGAAAACCUGGUUUUGCCAAACUCGAGCGCUGACACAGCUUUGCUCAGAAUUGCUCAAAUAGGGUAUCAAACAUAUCUAAUGCUUGAACAAAUGAGCUUGCCCGCUCGAGGCAUUGUAUCAUAAGACACUGUGUAGCAUGCUUGUUUGCAUCAGCCAUCUUGGAAUGCUUGGCCUGGUGCCUGUUAUGAAGCGUGGCUAUUAGCUUCUUGAGGACUAUAGUUGUCUAAUCCAGUCUAAACCCCACCAGUCCAAAAUGGGGGGUGGGAGGUUGGUCGGAGCCCAAAUAUUAGUCGAUGCUGAACAAAGGUGGGAGAUUGGCUGCUCCUCCCACCUAGAGGUAAGUAGCAGGCCACAGUAAAUGCCGGACACCUCAAGAAAGCCAGUGAAACUCCGUUUGAGAUUUGCCAGAGCUUGCUCCUUUUAAUAGAGAACAGCAGCCUAAGAAUUGCAGGAUUUCCCGAGUUAUAGAUUCAAUAUCAAAGAUACGCUGAUGAGCUCCCUCGGUCUGCUUCCUGCUCACUCAGCAGUCAGGCCCCACUGCCAAGUACACUCUUUUCUUCAUGUGAUCUCGUCAUUCACAUAUGGAAGGGAAACGGGGAACAGGAGCCAUUAUAUGAAAACAUUACAUUUUAAAUGCACUUAAUGAAAAAGUAGAUUUGUAAUAUGCAGAGGAAUACUAAUAAACUUGAUACAUACAAAGCAGACUUGAUAUACCCUAGUCCAGGGGUAGGCCACCUUCGGCACUCCUCAUGUUGUGGAAUACAUCUCCCACAAUGCUCUUACAGCCAUAAUGCUGACAAAGUAUCGUGGAAGGUGUAGUCCAAAACAUCUGGAGUGCCGAAGGUUGCCUAUCCCUGCCCUAGUUAUUAGUUCCCACAUCUGGAUGAUUUUACAGAGGCCUGCUGCCUGGUAUAUUUCAAACUGGUUAAAGAGGGGAUGGUCAAAAGGUAAAUCCCCAGCUGUUGUAGAACUACAACUUGAUGCUUCCUCAUCUUAUGAGCUGGCAAAGCAUCGAGGGAGUUUUUCUACAACAGCCAGGGGCCUAUUUAUUGGCUACCAUUGAGCUUGAGUGUCUAGAAAACAGGAGGGAGAUAGUUGUACCCAUCAUUCUAAACAAAUUUUAGAGAGAGCAAAUCACAAUGAGCUGUGAGUGAGCAGCAUGUGGAUCAUCUUCCUUUAGGAAUGUUUUAUAUAUUCUAACACUCCUUACAGAUAUAUAUUUUUAUUUUGCUGUGUACUAGAGCAGAAAUAGGCACAGAACAGGCAGGAAACAGAAUAAAGAAUGUAGGAAAGGUUCUUAAAGGGAACGUCCAAGAAAUUGAUCUUUAGGUACUUGAACCCUAGGAUAUCCAAGCAGUGAUUGGGGCAAUCCAAUGGGAAUUUCUAUUGGAGUCAUGUGUAAUACAGGAAAACAGUAUGUGACUUAGGCAAAGCAGAACCAUCCAGGCAUAGUAGCAGGAUGAUUGUAUUUCUGCAAGCAAAUAUCUACUGACCCUUUCAAUGUCAUGUAAGCUUGAUCUGUGUGGGGAAUGCAGGGGUAGCCAACCUUUGGCUCUCUAGAUUUUGUGGACUACAUCCCCCACAAUGCUUUUACACCCAUAAUGCUGGCAAAGCAUCAUGGGAGGUGCAGACCAAAACAUCUGGAGUGCCGAAGGUUGCCUAUGCCUGCCCUAGAAUGAAAGGUAAGUGAUCAUGACAGAUGUGGUAUUUGUUCAGAAUGGCAUGAAGGCACGUUUCUCUCUGUUAUAUUUACACCAUAUCUCACAGCACCGGUGUAUGCACAUCUACAGUGGCUUACAAUAAGAAUAUUUUGCUAAUUUUAUAUAUAAUUUCUCUCAUUACUUGUAGUAAUUUUUUACAGAGUAAGUUUGUUAAAAGGCUAAUCCCUUUAAGAAGAAAAUAUGUUAGAAAUAUCUGGAUGUCUAUGUAGAGAGAAGAGUUAACAUUAUGGCACCAAACAGACUAGACUUUUUCUUUAGUGUUUUGUGUAACUUUUGGAAGAAGACCAAAGCAGAUUAAAACAAUGCAGACAAGAGGAACUAUAUUCUUUCACAGAUUGUCUGAUUUCCAUGUCAGACAAAUAAUGAUUGUGUGCAGAAAACGCAAUUCACAGAUAAAAUAUGGAGGUAUCCUGUGGGGAUAGAAGAGAAUUUGACAGAGGCUAAGAUGGAAUUCCUGUAAACAAAUAUAUCUCUGGUCAUACAGAAGCUUCUAGUCUGUGAUACUGCGCAACUGAGAUUCAAAACUUGUGGACCAGGAUCUUGUAUAAAAAAGCUAUUCUCCUGCAGUUGAAAUUCUUUAUAUCCAUAUUAUAGUGCUAAUAUACCUGUUUACAAACCUAUCUAUUCAUUAUGCUAUAACUCCCAUUAAUCUCUAUUUUUAUUUUUUCAAAAUAACCAACAUAUUUUAAUUGAAGAUUUACAUUCGUUACAGGGAAAAAAACACAUGCAGUGAAAGACAUCAGAGCAUGGAUUGUGGGUAAGAAGUAAGGGAAGAAAGCAACUCCCAUUAACCUUUGGCAGACAGAAGCACGCAAGUGCUUGGCAAAUAUUUGUGUUUGUUUUAUUGAAGAGCAGUUCAUCAGGGUCUGUUUAAAAAUAUUGGUCCUUUAAUGUUGUGAAGCCACAUGAUGAAGCAUUAUACUUACUGAUUUGCAUUUACUAGAGAGAGAGAGAGAGAAACAUUCUGCAUUUAUUAUCUUUAUGUAAUUAAAUAGGUUACGUAAAAAAAGCCACCUGUGGAAACAUCUUUCCUUUCUAACUAUCUAUGUUGCAUAUUUUUACUCCCUUUUCCUUUAAAGCUUCUGAAACGACUUGUCUUUACUCCCAAUCUCACUUUGACCAUCUUCAAUCUUGCUUCCGUCUCUUCUAUUCUAAUUAGACUUCCUCACUAAAGUAACUUACAAUCUAAUUGGGGCCAGAUUCAAUGACCACUACUCCAUACUAUUUAUUCUAGAUCUCCCACCUGCCUUUGCCACUGUUGAGCAUGCUCUCCUUCUUUAGUUACCAGAACAACUAUAGCUUAUUGUAUUUGUUCUAGUGAGUAUAAUCAUUCCCUUCAGGCUUUUUGCUGUAAACACUGUCUUUUCAGAGAAAAUGCAGUGCUUACAUUACAGACUACGGAUACCUCCACUGGCCACUCCUCAGAUGGCUGCCAGAGGCACUUCCUGGGGCAGUGCUGACAUUCAGUGUCUCCACCCUCUACACGGAGACACUGAACUUUCCUCAUACAGGUGCAUUGAUUCAGUGCAUCGCUAUGAGGAGAUGCUGAUUGGCCAGGACUGUACUUGGCUUGUGCUGGCUCUGGCCAGAUAUGCCUCCUUGAUACAUUGACAGUCUCAGCCAAUUCUAUGGGAAAGCAUUGUAAUUGGCUCACACUUCUGAUUUUGUCAGCCAAACAGGCAGAUCGGGGUAGAGCCAGCAGUUGCACACUUGAAUGCAAGUAAGAUUUUACUAUAUUUAGGUGAGCAAGGGGCGUGGGGCAAGAGGGGAUAGAUAGUGUUUUUAAUUCUAUAGAGUCAGAAAUACAUGUUUGUGUUCCUGACUCUAUAGUGUUCCUUUAUACUCUCCUUCUUUAAACUCUUCACACUCUUGGCCUCUGCAACACUCUCCUUUCAUAAGUUUGCAUUAUUCACAUCACUGAGUCUAUCUCCAGUAACAUUACUGAAUAAGCAGAAACAUAUAAUCCAUUAGUGUAAAAUGGAAAAAGCAAUGGAGAUCUGGUACCUGGCAGCCUAGCAGGAACAUUCUUCAGGUUGGUCCGCAUGCUUGUAUCAGUUAUCUUAGAAUGCUUAUCAGUUGUUGGUUUUGCUGUGUGGUGUCUAGUCAUUUUGGAAAUAUAUUAACGUGAUAGCACUGUGUGAGCCUACACUAGUGCUACUAUGUAGUAUUAAGUAGCGGCUUUGAAUAACAAAAUGCAGAUCAGUGUUUUCUACGGUCUGCCAGCAGUGCCAGUGACAGGGAUCCCAUUACUAAAUGCAGGCGUCUGGCCUCAUGAAGUAAACUACAGAACCCUUACUGCCCAGGCCAAUGCUGACCAAAUAUUUACAUACAUUGUGGCUUUGGAACAAAAUGUUUCUCUUCCUUUUUAAAAAGUCAAAUGCAGUCUUUGUUGUCAAGUUACAUCUGUAUUUGCUUGCACUCUCUAGAAAAGGAAAUAUGUUUUUCAAAUUUACAAUGAACACAAUAAUACAAAUGUUAUACAACAUAUUGAUGCUCUAGGAUGCUAACAAUACACAUCCAUAGGGUUAUUCACUACAGUGUGAAUUUCUAACUUUAGGCAACGGAAGCCAGUUAUGGAUUAAAAUUGUAGAUUAUGCUAGCUUUAGUGUACCUAUAAUCUUGAUUUUAUUAAUGACAGGAGGCGAAUAUUUGCUUAAGUCUCUCUUUACUAGAACUCCACAGCAGCACAUUAACACAGAGAAAAACAACCAACCAGAAAAAAGUUAGGUACUACAAAACUCCCCUCCCCACUCAUAAUUUCCUCUUUCAAGCUGUGAUGAAAACCAGAACAAAAGGCAGAAACAAAUAAUGGAGAAACUAAGUCCUAGAUAUAAUGAAUACAACGACGUCCACCAUCCGAGAAGAACUGUCAAACCAUGUAUCGUUGCUGGACCAGAAACUGAAACGAGAAAACAGAAUCGAAAAAGUUGGUUAGCCCCUGAAAUGUACUCUGAACAAAAUAUGUAGGCACCAAUAUAACAACCAGAACUAUCAUAACAUACAGAGAUAUCCCAACCCUUACUAGGAAACGGAGACAAGAACAAGUGACAGGUGGCAGAGACAACAAGCAGAGUUGCAUACGUACCUGAUUAACCCAAACUAUUAAAGUUAAACAAGGGAGGGAUAAGCAUGGGAGGGAAAUAUUCGCUUUCUGAAUUAAUAAAAUUAAGAUUGGUCUCCUCCGAGAAUUAAUCUAUUAUUCUGGCAAGAGUUGGGCCAAACUCGUCGUGUACUAAUUGUUUCCAGUACUCCAAUUGGACUGCGGAACCUGCAACAGUGGUAGGUAAAGUACUCCCAAGUGACGUCCAAUCAGAGUUUCAAAACGGAAUUUGUGUAGCGAAACAGUGAUCGACUACUCUGGGAGAUUGUGAAGCCUAGAAAUACCAAAAUGAGGGGAAUGUAAAUAGAGGUCGAGCUAUCUAUCCAAAUGUAUCUUUGUCAGGGAGUGAAAAGUGGUCCAGAUCCAAGGGAAACUGGGACCAGCAUAAACGAAGAAGAGUCGUCACGUGCCAUAGUCACGUGGUGUACAGCAAAGGAGUCGAAGGUGGUUCGAAGAGUAGACAGGCUGGAUAAAACCCAAAUCGUUCUUGGUGAGCGGGUCUGAAUCAGGAUUUCCAUCCAUGAGACUGUCGACUGAUUAGGGAGAGAGUGGAAUAACCCGAAUAACAGCCAGUCCAGCCCUGCCAAAAGCCCGUGGAGGGACUUAUGGUAUGCACGUCACACCCAAAAUAGGGUGUAAUAGAGUGAGACAUCCAGGUCCCUGUAUGUCAGGGGCAUGUUAUCUCCAAGAGUAAGCCUUAGGCCAAGAGACCCAGGUAUAUGAAUUCGAGGUCUGAAGUCUAGGUAUCCUUAUGAAGGAAUACCCCCCAUCUUCGCCUAGAGUCCCGUGAUCUCAUAGCGUUCUCUAACACGUAGAUAAAACGUAAAGCCCUUCGCUAAUGACAGCUGACUCCAGAGAAUAGAUCUAGCGAAAAAAAGGGGGAAUAGCUUUAACCGUCCGAAGCAGGGGCUGUCCAGGCUGAGAACGUCGGGUAGUCAGGUCCGAACCCGACAUAAGUUCUGAGCAGUACUCCAGCGGGAGGUUGUGUCCCGACUUUGUGACGUCUCUGUAGGAUUCGACGUCAAACAGAGGUUCCGCCAUAGAUUCCAAGCCGUCAUCCUUGUCGGUACCUGAAGAGGUGGGUGAGCGAAAAUCAAAACCAGGACGGCUCCUGUGAGGGGAUUAGUGUAUAGAAGGAGGUUCCUCCAUAACCGAAUAAUGUUCUCUAGAUACGUUCUCAGAGGAGUAGAGGCAUUCUUGUCACCUCUCCCAAGACUGCUAACGGCCAGGGAACCCAAAAUCGACCGGGGAACACCGGUCUUUCCCUGCGACCAAUGCAUACGGUGUAUCUGCAGACCGGAGUGUGGGACUUUCCCAUUCCCGCCAUCCGAGUUAGGCAGUGCAUGUUUGCCCUAUGAAGGCCUCAAAAUCUUAUGUUACCUUUGAUGGGAGAAACAACUGUCCGAGCAGUUUGUCUAUAAUGGUAUGUAUAAACCUAAACAGAGAGCAGUUGCUCGUUUGAUACAAUGCAGAGUAUACUAAAACCUACACACCUGCAAUAACUGGGGCUCACCCAUUAGCAGUACAACCUCCAAGAGUAUAUCCAAUAGGGAGGUAUAGGGGCACCAACAACGUGGGCCAAUCCCAGGAGCUGUACCCGAGACAGCCAGUUCAAACAGCCCAUACCCUGUCCAAUAAGGUAUCAGGGAAACGUGUAAAUAGGGUGUGGAAUCUUCCCCAGUAGUAUCUCAGUGAGUAUAUCCCGAGUGAGGAUACAGUGGCAUCGAUCCAGCAGACCAAUUAUAGGAGAUGUAACAGUGAAAGUAGUUUAAGCAUGCAAUACCCUGCCCGAUCAGGUAGCACCUCUAUAACGAAAAUAGUAGCACAGUCGUUAGAUCUAAUGAAGGGGUUCUCUCCACUUACCCAGUCGCUACAAAGUAGUGACUCCUCGACAUUCUGGUGAGGUAGCCAUAGCCCCUUAUAGCAAGAGCUGUAGCAUAAGCGGUAAAACACGGUAUGUAACACAGACUUUCAAAUUAAGUUGAAUAUAGGCGGGACGCCCCUCUACGAAGACAUCGUUGUCCUGCACUGGCAUAAGCCUGUAAGAUGAACAAAGGUCGAUGGUAGCAGGAUAAAUAACCCUGUUGGGCGGUGUACAUAAGGGGAGCUCAGUAGCGGGUUGAGUGUAUGAGAGAGCCGCACGCUCUAAUAUUGUAGACGGUAUCCAUGCCAGUAUCAGGCUGACAAUCUGAGAGGGCCGUACCCGCUAAUAAUAAAAUCAGUGCCUAUAUCAGCGUCUGGCUCCGUAUGCGAGAGUGGGUCACAUUUAAAACCUGCAAUUUGCAUCAAUAUCGGCAUCGGGCUGAGGUUAUGGGAGGGUCAUGCCCUCUAAUAGUAAAAUUAGUGUCAGGUUCAGUAUAUGAGAGGGGUCACCCUCUAGUCAUGUAAAUUAGCCUCAGCCUCGGGCUAAGGUUAUGGUUUACAAUACAAACCAGAGUACACAUCAGUCACAGACUGACUAUAUGCGAGGGGCUCACCCCUUAAUAAAUAGCCGAGUUGGGCCGAGGUCCUAAAAUGGGUUCCCCCCUAACCAUGAAAUCACUCUCUGUAUUAGUCAUAUGAGAGGUGGAUUCCAACUGGGAAUAAACCAUACUGAUAACAGAUGGAGAAACAAUAGCUAGAAAAAAUACAGAAUCUACAAACGGCCGCCUGGAUCCAGCGCAAGUGUGCGGGAUCCAGGAUGGCCACUGGUAGCCUGAGGAAACGCUGGAGACAUUCUCCGCGAUCCACAAGAGCCUGGGAAGUCGGAGGAGACCAAGUCAGGCCUCUCGACGUCCCGAGCGAUAGGAAAAAAAUCGGAAGACACAAAACAAAGAAACGACAAAACUAAAAGUAAGGUUCAGAUAAGGGAAAAAUAGGGGCGGUAAUAUAACUGACAGGAAAGCAAAGAACAGAUAAACUCCAGAAAUAGCCAAGAACCAAGCCUAAUGAAGAAAUAACGAUCUAGAUAUAAAAAAGGGUACGAGAUAUGCAGCUAAAGGAUUAGCUGCUGAAGGUCAAGGAAUUCCCGUGCUCCCGUGUUGGUGUCUGAGCACUGGUCCCUGUAUGUGUGUCAUAAUCGAACUAUCUGUAGAGAUAUGCCUCCGCCGGGCUGGUGAAACCAUAGCUGUCUGCCCAGGGAGCUUCGCAGGAGCCUUGCCCCUUAGGGCACGAGGUUCAGGGCCGUCACCCUUCCAAUAAUACUUAGGUGGACGCGUCAGGCCUCUUAUGGGGAGCCAGAGUCUGACUCUACUUGCGCGCACGGAGUCCCCGUUGUGCCCCUAUAUUGAGGCACUCGUGGGCGGGCUUGUGACAGCGUUUUUCCCAACAGAGGCAGCCACCGCCACCUUAAUCAUUGCCUGUAGGCUUUCCUGGGUCAGGGUGUUAUAUAGCGGUUUGGCGGCUUAACCGUAGCAUGACCCUAGGGGCAGAAAUGACCGGUGUCACCUCAGAUAGUAUGGCAGCAGUGCCUACCUAGACACCCACCUAUCUCGGUGUCAAUAAUGUGUAUGGGUUUUUUUCCCAGUAAUAUUCCCCCAGCCCUGUGGCCAAAAGGGGGCUUGGGCACAGACAAGCGUCGGCCCAUCAAUAGGGCACAGACAGAGCAGGCCAAUCAAAGGGGCACAGACAGCACAAGCCAGUCAAAAGGGGCACAGACAAUGUAGGUCAAUUACAGGCGCUGUAUUAGGACAGCGGCAAGGAGCCACUGUGAAGGUAGCGGCCCUUAUAUGUGUAACUUAAAAACCCUGAGUGCACCUAAGAGUUAAAGCUCCAUACUCUAAACCUUCUUGUCACAAAGACCCUCCCACAAAUCCAAAUUACAGCCAAUAAAACAAGGUACAGAAAGUAUAAAUCCACAGAAACUAUGAAUUUCCCAGAUAUAUUAAUAUAAACUGUAAAUAAGUAAUAAAAUCUCACAGCCCCCAACUAAAAGCAGGAGGCAGUGGUACUCUAACCUAUAAUGGUGUGGAGCAGCAAAGAAAGAGGAAAUUAUGAAUGGGGAGGGGAGUUUUAUAGUACCUAACUUUUUUUCUGAUUGGUUGUUUGCUCUCUGUGUUACUGUGCUGCUGUGGAGUUCUAGUAAAGAGAGACUUAAUCCCUUAAGGACCAAACUUCUGGAAUAAAAGGUAAUCAUGACAUCUCACACGUCAUGUGUCCUUAAGGGGUUUUACGCAAAUAUGAAGCCUCCUGUCAUGUUAUAAAAUUUGAGAUUCUCUUUCCAUUAGGUUGAUUUUUGACCUGCACUGUUAUCCAUGUGCUUGUAUACCUUCUGCUAGUAAGUGGAAUGCAGUGGGGGUUAGCUUCACAUAAUGUUUAAAUGCAUGUUAACUAAUCCAACAACAAAACAACAAAAAUAUGAUAAUUUUCAGGAAGUGGUUUAGUAAUCAGAAAAUAUGCAACAGCAUUGAGAGCUGUCCUGCGUCAGUAAAAUAAUAAUAAUAAUAACAAAGUAUUUAUACAAAGGAUUGAGUAACAUUUGAUCUAAAACAAGUUCCCUAGUUUGAGUCAACUUAAAGGGACACUUCACUGCCCAAAUACAAAAAAUGAGAAGUCACUAUUUAAUACAUAUACCACAAAUGAAAACAUGACUGUGUUUUUAAAUAAUGCUGUUUUCAUUGGGUUUAUAUCUAGAAACAGUUUGCAAAAGUUGCAGUUCUCUUGUCUGCAAGUCCUCCCCUUCUAACCCCGGCCAGACUUUCCCUGGCUGUCCAAUCACAGAUUUCCAAUGCAGCUCAAUGAGAAGCCUUUGCAUGACAGGUGCACUGGGCAAUUGCCUGCGUCUUGAGUUUAGUUCCACUGAGCUAAAAAGACCAGAAGUAACAACCAGAGAGUGUAACAACGUUAAUUUAUAAAAGUAUCGGCCUCUGUUGAAAUCUGCACUUUUUGUAAAACGAUUAAUUUUUUUUAAAAUAGGACACAAUCUUCACAUAUAACACUUUUCUGCAUGCUAAAGUGUGUUAGGGGCCUGUAGUGUCCAUUUAAUGCACAUAUAAUCUUGUCUAAAUUUAGUUUGUUUGCAGGAGCAGUGUAUUUGGUAUAGAUAGUUUAAAAAAAAAAAAAAAGCACAUGAAGCACUAAAACCACUACAUUUUAAUGUAGUAGUUUCAGUGCAGAGAUGCUGCCCCUUUUCUUGGACAAUGUAAAACAUAAUCGUUUAUGAAAAUACUGUUUCUGGUGACCAACAGACAGACACUUCCUUCUUAAGACUUUGAUUUUUCAAAGUCCAAUGUUAACAUGCACAAUAUGAAUCAUGCACUGAAUCCCCUAUUUCUUUAUGAGAAGCAUUGGAGUUAUAGAACACAGCAAUCGUGCAUACUCGGUGCUUCUCAUUGAUUGGGCAAAAAUUGGCAGACUUGAUUAUUUCAUCAAAAGACAAUUGGCUACUGAACUACUGAGACAGCUUUAGAGCUGGAAAGAUAUUUUUUAUUGGAUUUUUUUAAACAAGUGCUAUUCAAUAAGUCUUUCAAAAAUAAGGAGCAAAUGUUAUUUAAUGGGACACUAUAGUCACCCAGACCACUUCAGCUCAAUGAAGUGGUCUGGGUGCCAGGUCCCUCAGGUUUUAACCCUUCCUGAUGUAAACAUAGCAGUUUCAGAGAAAGUGCUAUGUUUACAUUUGGGGUUAAGCCAGCCUCUAGUGCAGUGAUGGCGAACCUUUUUGAGCCCGAGUGCCCAAACCGUAAUACAUGCCAAUUUUUUUUCCCUCAAAGUGCCAAAACGGCAAUUAAACCUGAAUAUUGAGGUUUAAGUUUAGAAAAAACAUCUCAUACAGUUGUCCGAACUAAUUAACAUCUGUGUGUGUAUUAAGCAGUUUGUGUGUGUGCUCGGCAGUCUCUCUGUAUGUGUAUUUAGCAGACUGCUGAAUACACACAGACUGCUGAGUACACAGUCUGCUAAAUACACACACACACACAGACUGCUAAAUACACACACACACACACACACACACAGACUGCCGAGUACACACACACACAGACAGACUGCUGAGUGUACACACACACAGACUGCUAAAUACACACACUGCAUUGAGGGGUACAGUGUAUGUGUUUGUGUGUGCGGUGAUGUGUUUGUGUGUGGGGUGAUGUGUGUGGGGUGAUGUGUGUGUGUGGGUGGGGUGGUGUGUGUGUGUGUGUGUGUGUGUGUGGGGUGAUGUGAGGUGGUGUGUGUGUUGGUGGGGUGGUGUGUGUGUGGGGUGAUGUGAGGUGGUGUGUGUGUGUGUGUGUGUGUGGGGUGAUGUGUGUGGGGGGUGAUAUGUGUAGGGCAGGGGUGCUGUGUGUAUGUCGUCCCCUCUCCCCACUGUUUUCUUUCCCCCCAUCCUCCCUCUAUUUUUUCUCCCAUCCCACACUCAGUUUCCCACAUGCCUCCCUAGCUUCCCCAUAUUCUCCCUCAGUUCCCCAUCUCCUCAGUCCAUAUCUCCUCAGUUCCCCUACAUCUCCUAUCCUACACUCAGUUUCCCCAUAUCUUCCUGCUUCCCCAUAUCUUCAGUUUCCUCCCCAUAUCUCUCCCUCAGUUCCCCAUAUCUCCUGCUCCCCCAUAUCUCUCCCAUCCACCUCAGUUUCCCCAUAUUCUCCCUCAGUUUCCCCCAUAUUCUCCCUCAGUUCCAUUUCCUCAGUUCCCCAUAUCUCUCCCCAUCUCUAUAUUCGUUCCCCCCAUCUCUCCUCUCAGUUUCCUCUCCUCAGUUUCUCCCCAUCUUCCCUCAGGUUCCCCUCUCCUCAGUUUCCCCCAUCUCUCCUUUAGGGGUUCCCCUUCCCCUCCCUCAGGUCCCCCUCUCCUCCUUUCCCUCAGGUCCUCUCUCUCCUCAGGUUCUCCUCUUCCCUUCUCCUCAGGUUCGCUCCCCAUCUUCCUCAGGUCUCCCCUCCUUCAGUCUUCCUACCUUGUAGCGUGGCCGCCGCUGGAGCUCAGUUUCCUGUACCCGGCGGACAGGAAGUGCUCUGUGAGCACUUCAUUUCCGCCCGCCCGGGUACAGGAAACAUAAGUUCCUGUACCGCGGUGCGCUCGGCCACGCUACACAGAGCGCCUGGCAGGAGGGAGCGCUAUGCGCUCACCUCCUGUCGGUCACUCCGGCUUUGCGCCCACCGGGCGCACCCUCCCUCCCUCCGGCGACCUAUGGCCGCGUGCCCACAGAGGGGGCUCGGCGUGCCACCUGUGGCACGCGUGCCAUAGGUUCGCCAUCACUGCUCUAGUGGCUGUCUUCCGGACAGCCACUAGAGGCGCAUCUGCGACGCUGAACGCAUAUUAUGACUCCAUCGCGCAGAGCGUCCAUAGGAAAGCAUUGAGAAAUGCUUUCCUAUUGACACUUUGAAUGCGCGCACGGCACUUGUCGCGCACGGCACUUGUCGUGCAUGCGCAUUCGGCUACACUGACGUCGGCAGAGGGAGCUGACGUCGGCGGGGGAGGAGAGGUCACCAGCCCCGAGGGCACUGGAAUAAGGUAAGUGGCUGACGGGGUUUUAACCCAUUUAGCGCCACGGGAGGGGGACCCUGAGGGUGGGGGCACCCUCAGGGCACUAUAGUGUCAGGAAAACCGCUUUGUUUUCCUGACACUAUAGUGAUUCUUUAAAAUAUGUACUUUUUUUGGUUUUGUUUUUUUAAUUAAAGUCUUUACUACAAGGUGAAGAACAUAUAUUUCUUCGCCUAUGUGAGAAGCUGAAAGUAUAAAUCUGUCAAUGUAAACAUUACCACUACCCAUUUAAACUUACCCAGUCUGUUGGUAGAUAUAAUAAGAUAAAGAGUGUCAUGUUUGUAAGUGUAAGUUAAAAAGUUAACACCUUUUCAUGAUCUCUUCACUUACCAAAACUUGGCUUCUCCUUUCUACUAUCACUAUAUCACUAUUACUGAUUCCAUGCCUUAUGGUCUGCAAUCUAGGACUUCCAGAUCUGAUAAUAGUAGAGCUGGUAUCACAGGCAUUGUACUUUCUCUUUUCAUUUAAACCUACUACGCUGAGCCCUACCCUUUUUCUCCUUCACCGACCGGUCCGCACCCCCUUUAUAUCUCUUAAGCUGUAAUUCAUACCCGUUUUAGUAACUUCCUUAAAGGGACACUAUAGUCACCUGAACAACUUUAGCUUAAUGAAGCCGUUUUAGUGUAUAGAACAUGCCCCUGCAGCCUCACUGCUCAAUCCUCUGCCAUUUAGGAGUUAAAUCCCUUUGUUUAUGAACCCUAGUCACACCUCCCUGCAUGUGACUUGCACAGCCUUCCAUAAACACUUCCUGGAAAGAGAGCCCUAUUUAGGCUUUCUUAUUUGCAAGUUCUGUUUAAUUAAGAUUUUCUUAUCCCCUGCUAUGUUAAUAGCUUGCUAGACCCUGCAAGAGCCUCCUGUAUGUGAUUCAAGUCCAAUUUAGAGAUUGAGAUACAAUUAUUUAAGGUAAAUUACAUCUGUUUGAAAGUGAAACCAGUUUUUUUUUUCAUGCAGGCUCUGUCAAUCAUAGCCAGGGGAGGUGUGGCUAGGGCUGCAUAAACAGAAACAAAGUGAUUUAACUCCUAAAUGACAGUGAAUUGAGUGGUGAAAUUGCAGGGGAAUGAUCUAUACACUAAAACUGCUUUAUUUAGCUAAAGUAAUUUAGGUGACUAUAGUGUUCCUUUAAAUUUUUUUAAGGUUGGCUUCCUGUCUCAAUUCUUGAUCGUUGUGGUAGACCUCUCAGGUCUAAAGCUUUCAAAGUUCUCUUAAUCCUUUCUCAUGUAAUUUGUUUACAAGUAAUGCUCCUUGCCGCAUCUUCUCACAGGUUUUAUAUUCUGUAAUAUACCUACUGCUCUUCUUAUCACCAUCUGCUUCCAACUUGCAAUCUUAAUGUGCCCUUUACCCAGUUUACCCAGCACCUAAACUGUCUCAGCCAGCCAUGCAGAAACGCUAGAUCUCUUAGUCUGCAGUUAUUCUCCAGGGCCUCUCUCUCUUUAUUCCUCUUUGUUGUCGGUAGUAAUCCAACUACCUUCCUUUAUAACUGAUCUUUUUUAACUGUGCUCCAGGAAGCUGCAAAGACCACAACUUCUCCCUAGAGCAGUCAACUCUUCUUUCCCUGCAGGUAGCUUAGUCUGCCCACUGUCUGCUGUAAGCCUAUUUCAGUUUUUACUCUACAUGACCUUCCAUGUGUCAUCGGUGUGUAUCAGGUUUACAUAUGUAAAUAAGUGUUAAUUGCUAGAAAUUCUAAGUGAAUUUCACAUUUUAGGCAAAAAUACUGAGCUGAAAACAUUCUUGAUUUGGAGUAUUUUUUUGAAGUUAGACUGUUUUGGCCUGAAAUUUUAUUAAACAAAGCUGUGCUUUGUGUUAUCUUUGUGUGUGCGUGUGCGUGUCUGUGGGGGGAGAUUCUGGUGUCACAGUCCGGUUCAGAAGGUCUGCAAGUUUCUGAAUUAAAUAGGCAUGCUCUGAGAUUCUCUUAUUUGUCACAUUUCAUUUUAUCUAGUACGUUUUUUUUUUAUUGGCUGGGCUUCAUGUCUGCUGGCGCUGGUGGGCAGAUAAGAAGAAUUGCUGACAUUUUUCAUAGGUGGAGGCUUUUUGAUUAAAACAAAACAAAACAGAGGCUCUUUUUAAUGCUUACCAGUAUCAAGUGGUUAAGAACAAAGACGUGUUCAUUGCCAGAGUAUUGAGCCUAAAUGCAUUCUGUGCGUGAAAACACUCAUUUAACCAUUUCUUUACUGAGCAGCAAUAUCUUCUGGCUUAUUCUUUAAUUGCCUUCUGUAUAUUUACAUACCUUAUGUUUUUUGGAAGUAGGAAAAAAAGAGGUAUUUGGAAGAAUAACUAAAAUGUGUUAGAAAGAGUAAAAGAAUUAUACAUUACUUUACCAAUGGUAUUUUCAUUCACACUUCUUAAACUGUGUUUACUAAACAGUGACUGCAUUUAAAAAUUCAGGUGCUUAAAAUAGCCAAGUUGUGACCAUAGCUGUGUUAGAUAGGUUUCCCCAACUAACUAUAUUUUACUACAUUUUACAAUUGGGUUUUAAUUGCCUUUUUACUGUAAAUCCCCUAUGGUUAAACAUAGAUGUAUCCAAACCCCAAGUGAAAGUGUGAACAGUUGUUAUGAUUACCAUACACAAUAAAAUAAGCUAUUCAAAAAAAUGGUAAAAUGCUAAAUAUUCCGUAGUGUAGUGUAUAUAUAAACUGAGCAGUAAUACAUUUCCCAUCAUGAGCAUUUUAAAGUUGGCUCUAUACUAUAUCAGCAUAAUGUAUUUACUCUUCAGGCAUUAUUCACAGUCAGAUCAAAGGUACCGGAACCAGGUUCUGCUCCCCACUCAACCUGAAGAAGACAUUUGGUAGUCAAAACGCAUUUUGCUUUUUCUUUGUUGUAUUUAUACUUAUGCUUACAUUACCACCAAUUGGAGCAUAUCUAUGGAUUAUCAUACAGAAGAAAUGGAGAGCAGAACUUGGUUCCGGUACCUUUGGUCUGGUUUUGAGUAACUCCUGGAGAGUAUGUACCUUAUGCUAAUAUAGUUAUUUUUCUUCCAAAUGUUUCUUUUUUGUUUAUUGUAUUAUCAUGUCUUUAAAUUCUUUAUAAACUCUUUAAUAUUGCAUGAUCUGCCCAUUAUUUCAACGGGCAUAUCAUGUUUUCAAAUCCUGUACUGCUUGGUGGGUCAUGUCACACUGUGCUUUGAAAACUAUGAUCCAUGGUGUGACUGACGCUGUACAGUGCAAUAUAUGUCCUAGCCUGCCCAAACAUUGGCAGAAACUGCUACUUUCUUUUGCCUUCAUUUAUUCAUUCCCCCUCCUGAAACUGAUAUGCUGAGAAAGAUAGAGAAAGUGUGAUGUUCUUCUACAGUAUAUUACUAAGGGGCAAGAGCAGAAUUAAAGUCUCGGUCACCUCUAGUCACUUUCUAAGUAUUUCACAGAGAUUAAAUCUUUAUGAAAUACUCAUGUUGAUUGUGUCAAAAUUUCUUUGAUGUUCAGAUUAAAUCAAAAGAUAUCAUAAGAUAAAGUAGAGAAUACUUUGUCAUGUGGUAAAGCACAAGUUUGACAAAAGGGGAAGCUUCCUCUGUCAAGUUUUCUCAUUCCCCACAACUGUCAAAGGCAAUGGCUUUGAGAAAGAGGCCUCUUUUACAGGUGGCGCAAGUUGGUCUAUGGAGAAUCUGUUGGCGCUAAAUAAAUGGCAAUAAUAAUACCCACACCCAUUAAGAAUCAGGAGCUAAGGAAAGAAGAUGGCUGUGCCUGUGAGGGAGAGCUUUGAGUGGGUAUCGCUACCUUUAACUUCACCCUCUUAGUACACAACGUUAGCAUGUCACUUUGCCUGCAUCACUAUCUAGACCUUUUUUCUUUUAGAGAUCUAGGUACUUAUGACACUCUCUUCUAGUGAGGUGUCAAUUCCUAGAAUUUUUUUUCUUUUCAACAUGUUCACAGCUUUGCGCUUGCCCCUAAUAUACAUAUGAUAGCCAAGCGCUAUCUUACUACGUUUGAAAUACUUUGUUUUAUGAAAACCCAGCCUAAAGGCAUGAUAUAAUUGUCAUAUAACUCCUAAACCUCUGUGUUGGACUGAAGUGACGUGUCUCUUACAUUGCCAGAUGGACUAUAGACCUUGGAGGUGGAGCUUAAUGGUGAUAGCUUUAUCCCCCAUGUGUGUCACUUUGCAAGAACAGAACUAUUAAACUCUUCUGAGAUAAUAUUACUCUAGUCUCCCUCUAUGGACCCCACUCCCACAGAUCUUAUUUGGAGAACCUGUGGUCAUCAGGGGGAGAUUCUAUUCAUAUGUGGUGGUUGUGCCUUAGUGUUGUCCAUUUCUGGUCUAAAGUCUGCCAAUUCUGUGAGCAGGUGCUUCAUUAACAUAUCCAUUAGGACCAAUAAUCCUUUCUUCUCUCUAAACCUACUGAAAAUCUACGUACACGUGAAAAUAAAGUCAUUUUAAAAAUUGCUGUGCUCUUGCAGAAUCCUGGUCACACAUUUCCCGUCCCCCGAUAACAAAAGUCUUUCUUAAAAUCAAAGACAAUAUGCUUAUGGAUAAGCUAAAAGCAGUUAUUCAUCAUACCUCUACAACCUUUUAUAAAGUUUGCACUUCGUGGUUAGACUAUGUCAUUCUUGCUUCCUAAUCUCUGACUAUCUUCUCUUCUACUUGUUUUAUUCCCAUUUCUCUUUCUUUCUAUUUUUUUUCUCACUUGCCUUUAUCUCUCCUCUUUUCAUUAUCAUAUAUGAUAUGUGGCAUUGGAGCUUUAUCUUUAUUUGCCAUUACUAUUAUUAGGCUCUAGGUUUUGCUCUUCAGUUCCUUACCACUAGGUUCUUCAGUUCAUUACUCUUGCAGGGUUCUCCGUAGACCUCAAUGCUGUACUCUCACACAUGUGCAAUAGUACAGCAGUGAAGCCGACUCCUGGUGCUGAAGUGCCAAGAGUUGGAGGACCCGCGAGUAGAAGAUGGCGGCACCUGUGAGGGAUAGGUUCAUGUAAGUAGAACUCACCUUUGCCUGCCCCCCGGCCACAGGAUCUUCAGCGGCACUGUCACCGUCAGGGGUCUUUGCAAAUUCUGCUAAGUUUCAAUAUGAUGACAGUGCCACUUUAAUUCCUAAAUAGCAGAGAAUUGAUCAGUGAGACUGCAAGGGCAACCCUUUUCAAGCGUUUUUUCGUAAAAAUGACAAAAUUGUGUAUCCCCGAAAACAUGGUGGAUAUGGUAACCCUAUAUAUGUCAUAAUCUUGUGCUGGAAUCCAUUUUAAAAAUGAAACUAGCUUUGUACUCUAUAACUGAUAACAUGUGAUUGUCCUUAUUUAAAUGAAGAUUAGAAAAAUAAAAAGACAGCAAAUGCAAACAGCACGUGGAAGGUGCAGUGAUAAGAUCAAAGAAACCCUAGCCUUAAAGCGGCAAUAUCCCCACCACCACCCCUCUCCCUCCUCUCAAAAUAAGUAUUUCAUAAAGAUAGAAUUUUUAUGAAGUUUUCAUAUUGACUGUGUUGGAAUUUCACUCCAACCCAGUCAAGAGAUAUACUUGGAAAAAGUAGGGACUACUUGCCUCAUUAUUUUUCUUACACCUGACACUUCUAGCCACCGAGCAGAGCUACUGCCAUCUAGAAGUAUCAUUCCUCCCCAGCCGUCACCACUGAUGCCUGCAGGGAAUUGGCUUUAUCUGUGGAGGAUCCUGCGGUCUCAAUGCCUUACCUUUGCCUGCCCUCUCCUCCGCCCCCCCCCUCCCCCCCCCCGUCCACUGGACCCCAGCGAUGAUGUUACCAUCGGUUGUCUUUGCAAAUUCUGGUGUCUUUGCCUGAAUGCUAAUUUUAACAAAAAAAUAACAUUAGAGAUAUAUAAUGUGGAAACAUGUAUUUGGGAAAAGUAAUGCUUUUGGGGGUAUUUGUACAUUGCUCAACCUUCUGUCUCAUGAUUAAUUAUGAUACACCUUCUCAAUUGUGUUAUUUUUCAUUAAAUACACUUAAAAUGUAUCCAAUGAAAAGCUCCACAAAAUACAGGGGGGGAAAGGUUUGUUACUUUUCAUUGUUUUGCUAAGUAUUUUAGUAUUUUUGCAAAUUUUCAUUUUUUUUAUUUUUUUUUGCAUAACAAUUUGCACAGAGUAUGAGUAAAUGGAUACAAUUAGAACUUUCUCAGCCUGGCCUAAGACUGUCAUAUCUUUUUGUAAUUGUACCCUUGUCUUGAAAUGUCUCAUUUUGUUUCUGUCACUUGGAUUUUACAUUCAAGAUGAUCUUGGCUCCAAUGCUCCCAAGGUUACUGAAAUAUUUUAAUACACUGUGGAUGUUAUUUUUGGCUUCAGAUUGAUUGUAGUGUUCCGUGUGGUUAAAUUAUAUAAAACCACUAAGCUAGCAAUCUUUAAAUAGUUUUGGUUAGGAUUGCAAGUGCUUUAAGGCUAAUUCUUAUGAAGUCAAAACAAUGGAAACCAACAACUGUCUCCUUAUCAAAGUCAGUCUUCUCCAAACCUUAAAGGACCACUAAAGUCACCCAGCCCACUUUAUCUCAAUGAAGUGAUCUGGGAGCUAUGGUCCUUUAGUUUUAACCCUGCAAUGGAAAACAUAUCUUCCUGACUGCCAUUAAAAGUACUUCCCCUGCACUGACUGAGUAAAACUCAGUUAUCUGCCACGGAAGCACAUAGGAAAGCAUUAAAUUCUAUGCUUUCCUAUGUGAUGCACUUGGAGUUCACUGUGCUUGUGAAUCAGUUUUCCAUUUGCCUUUAUGAGGAGCACUGCGGUGGACAUUGGGUUGAGAGCCAGAUGACAUUGCAGGAGAUGGAGAGGUUGGCAGCACCAAAGGGAGUCUCAGUAAGUAAAGGUAAGUAAAACAUGUUUCUACUGAAAAUAGGAAGGGGGAGACCUAAAACAAAUUUGCAAAUUAGGUAACACUUUAGUGUUCCUUGAAGCAAAACGUAUUGUAAGACUGCAGUGUGAUAAUACGUUGUGUUGCUUUUUUGUAUCAAUAUGAAUAUGUGAUGGAUUUUAAAGCAACUGGAAAGUUGUAAAUGUUUCACAGAAUGCAACAUACCGGUUCAGAAAGAGGAUAGUCUCCAGGCCACUUAGCAUGUCAAACAGUAUUUCCUUGUUAGGUAAGUGAGGGAUUGCGGUGGCUUUCGUACAUUGCUAUUGCACACUUACAUUUUGCAGUUUCUUUUUCAGUUCACUAAAAUCUCAUCUCACGAUCAGCAGCUUGUAAAUUCUGGGGACAUUUUUGUCAGGCUGGAAAGUUUCCUGCACAAUAGCAGCUUAGAUCUGAAGCAAAGAUAUAUGUUGUGGCUUUGUGCAUAGGUCCUGUAUCUGGCUAAGGGUUGUCAUCAUGCAGUUUGCGACUUUAGUAUUAUUUGUGAUUGUGGGGCAGAAUAAAUUAUAUGAUACUGUGCUUUUAAAUGUGCACAUGCUUUUCCAUCAUCAUUUUCAGUAUGCAGUUUGUUUACAACCAUAAUCUUUGGUUAGCUCACAUGAUGAUGUGUGAUGGAUACUUGUGCCUCAAAGAGGAACUGUCACAAUUCUGUAAGUGUCAGUUCCUUAAUCCUUUACCAUAAGAGAUACUGUAGGCAUUAAAACAACUUUAGCUUUCUAUGCCGUCUGCAUUUUAAUGGGCCUAAAAGCACCUUAACAGUUUUUGAACUCCUGCAGCCCAAGAUACUCACCUACCCUGGUGAUUUGCUUCAAAGGGGGCUACCUGACAACCCAGGAAGACCCCCUCCGGUAAACCUGGCCCUCAUUGAACACAAAUAUGAGUGUUUUAAAACAGUAAAAUGUACUGAUUAUAUCAUCAGUGAAAUUGCAGUUUUUGUGUUAAAAAUGCAAAAAAACUAUAUAAACACUAAUUUUGGCCAGGGUUUGUAAAUAAGUGGCUACUAAAAAAGACUGGACAUACCCCCUUUUGAAUACCCUGGGUUGUCUACUUUUUCAAAUGGUAUGCCAUGAUGGGCGUCAUUUUUAUUCCUGGGCUGCCAUAUGGUCUCAAAUGCAAAAUAGGCCCAAUUUGGCAAAUUUCAAUCUGCAAAAAUGAAAAGGGGGAAAGCCCUAUAUUCGACCCUGUAACUUUCCAAAAAUCCAUAAAACCUGUACAUGGGUGAUACUGUUGUACUCGUGAGACAUCCCUGAUCUCAAAUAUGUGUAUUUUAUUGCAGGAAAAACUAAAAGUAUUAUGACAUUUACAGUUAAAAUGCCACACAGUACUUGGAAAAUAACAACAUUUCUUAGUUUUUCAAACUUUUUUUUAGAUGUUACUCAUAUUAAAUUAUGUUUAAUAUAUAAAUAAUUCAUGUGACAUAUAUAUAUAUAUAUAUAUAUAUAUAUCUCCUGAACAAAAUAAUAUGCAGUAAGUGUGGGUGUACUUAAAGGGACACUAUAGACACCAAAACAACUUUAGCUUAAUAAAGCAGUUUUGGUGUAUAGAUCAUGCCCAUACAGUCUCACUGCCUAAUUAUAUGUCAUUUAAGAGUUAAACCACUUUGUUUAUGCAGCCUUAGGCACACCUCACUGCAUGUGACUUACACAGCCUUCCUAAACACUUCCUGUAAAGAUAGAUUAAAUGUUUAAAGUUCCUUUAUUGCACAUUCAGUUUAAUUUUUUUAAUUUUUUUCUCCUGCUCUGUUAAAGACCCUGCAGGAGCCUACUGUGUGUGAUUAAAGUUCAAUUUGCAGAGUAGAUUAUAAAAACUAAAGCAAGUUAACAUCUGAUUAAAAGUAAAACCAUUUUUUUCCAUGCAGGCUGUGUCAGUAACAGCCAGGGGAGGUGUGACUAAGUUUGCAUAAACAGAAACAAAAGUGAUUUAAAGCGGCACUGUCACACCGCACUUACCUUCUCCUAAUCACUUCGUAUUCUCUUCCUCUUUCCUACUCUGUCUUUCUGUUUUUUAUCCAUUUUGAACUAAAAACAUAAGACAAAGUAGGGAUUACUUUGUCUUAUGUAUUUUUCCUACAUCAGAUACUUCUAGACCCUGGGCGGAGCUACCAAUGUAUAGUAGUGUCAAUCUCCCCAGACAUCACCAGUGACAGCUGCAGGGAAUUGGCUCUGUCUAUGGAGCGUGGGAUCCUCCAUAAACCUCAGUGCUGUACUCUCGUGCAUGCGCGAGCGUAUGCAGAGACGUUGGCCCCUGAAGGAGCUGAGGAGACCUGCCAGAAGAAGAUGGCAGAACCUGCACAGGAGAAGUUAGGUUCAGGUUAGUAGAACUUACCUUUCCCUGCCCCUCCCUGGCUUUGGACCCCCAGUGGCGAUUUCACCGUCAGGGGCCUUUGCAAAUUCUGCAAAGUCCCCAGACAGCGAUCGUGAUUGCUUGUAUGACUUCACAGUAGGAGAAUCAUACUUUUUUAAGCAUUUAUUGUUUUUAUUUUAUUUUUUAAAAAUGGAGUCCGGCAAUCUACAACAGUGGUUUUUAACAAGUGUGCCACAAACACAUUGACUACAGGAAUGUAACAGGCUGUAUGGAUCCCUUAACGUGUUUGUAAUAGGUAUCAGCAUUUUAAAAAAUUGCAUCAUACGCUCUGGUCAUACCAGGCUAGACUGGCAAACAACCUAAAAAAAAGACACAACCCAUUGCUAACUUUUUAGUUAAUUAUUGGACUUAUUAUUGCAAACAUUUCCAAAUAUUCCUCUUACAUUACCCUACAGGAUACAAUGCUUUGCUUUGAGCGCAGAAGAAAUAUUUGUUGACGAAAGGGCCUGAUAUAAACUUGUGAAAUAAUGUCACAUGGAAAUGGCUUAGGCUGUUGGGCUAACUUCAGGAUUAGUACACUAGGGCUUUUGUUACUGUGCUUCAUUCAGUCCAGCUCCUUAGAGAUUAACUAUCACAUGACAACUGUUUCAGCAAUAUCUGCAAUCUAUUAUAAAAGAGAAGUUCCUGUAAGUCCUAAAUGCUUGUUAGUUUGGAAACUGUGAUGAUAACAUAUGAAACCUUAAAAAUUAAUUUAGAGAGUUAGAAUAGAAUGUUCUAUUAUAUUGUAAACCGGAUCCCAUUCCAAUCUGAAAGUAUCCAUCUGCCUUGAAACUAGUUCUUUUCCUACUUGAGAUGUUACUGGUUUUUGAAAGAUAAGUCGAUACAAGAAAGCAAGUAUUAAACCAAAUAAAGUUAAAAGGUUACUCCAAACAAAAAACAGUAUUUUAGAAAAACAUUGUUUUUGGUAAGAGUAACCCUUUCUACCCUUCCCCCCCUGCCCCCCAAAAAAACCUAAAUAAAAUAAAAUAGCUAAAACUAACCAUCAUUCUGGCUCUGAUUCAAAGUCCCCCCUCCGCCACACUGGUGUCUCUGCCAGUAAAGGGGAGAGAUGUCUGAGAGAGCAGACUAAGUUGAGGACAGAGAUGGCAAACAAGCACAGAAUUGACAUUAACCAGCUUGUAAUUCUUGCUUCAGGAUGGCUAAUGACGCCCUUCGAUGCGGCCAGUGUUGGAGUUACACCUACGGCAGCAGAAGGGUUAAAAUCUGUGUGUGCAGGGUCUCAUAGCGAAGCGCUGCACAUGCAGACUCAUCAUGACCACUUCAAAUCAGUGAAGUGGUCUUGGUACUUGGAGUGACCCUUUAAAGAAGAUAAAAUCGUAGGAAUACGAGAGGGGGAGAUAUAAAUGAUUGAGUACAGAUAAAGGGAACCUUGUUCAUUCUUUUUAAUUCUGUAUAAUUUCCAUCAAGCCUAAACUCCUUUCUUUUUAAAUAAGGCCUAUUAUUAUUAUUAUUAUUAUUAUUAUGUUAUUAUUUAUAUAGCGCCAACAAAUUCUGCAGCGCUUUACAGUGGGUGGACAAGCAAACAUGUAGUUGUAACCAGACAAGUUGGACACACAGGAGCAGAGGGGUUGAAGGCCCUGCUCAAUGAGCAUACAUGCUAUAGGGAGUGGGAUAAAGUGACACAAAAGGUAAGGACUAAUGACAGUUGCAAGAGAGGAAUCAGUCGGGAGCUAUUACCAGUUUAAUUAAUACGCUUUUAUGAAGAAGUGGGUUUUUAAUGAUUUUUUGAAGGAGUGGAGACUGGGUGAGCAUCUAACGGAGGAGGGAAGUGAGUUCCACAGGAACGGUACAGCCCUCGAGACGUCUUGAAGGCGAGCAUCAGAGGUGGGAGGAUGGACAGAAGAUAGACGUAAGUCUUCAGCAGAGCGUAAGGGCUUAGACGGGACAUACUUGUGUUUUAGGGAGGAUAGAUAGGUGGGAGUAGCAUUAUGUAGAGAUUUGAAAGCAAGAACCAGAAUUUGCCCUAUAUCUUACAGGAAGCCAAUGAAGGGACCGACAGAAGGGUGACUCGUGGGAGGUAUGGGCGGACAGGUAGAUGAGCCUCGCUGCAUUUAUUAUGGAGUGUAAUGGCGCAAGUUGGGAGCACGUAAGAACACUGAGAAGCGGAUUACAGUAGUCAAGGCGAGAAAGCACAGUGGAAUGGACCAGCACCUUACUCGCAUCUGGCAUUAAGUAGGGUCAGAUCCGCGCAAUGUUUUUGAGAUGUAAGCGGCAGGAUUUGGCGAUAGACUGAACAUGAGGCAUGAAGGAGAGGUCGGAGUCAAAGAGAACACCUAGGCAGUGAGCCUGCGUGGUGGAGCUGAUGGUAGCAACGUUGACUUGGAGGGAAACAGACACAGGAGUAGCAACACUUGAGGGAGGAAAGACCAGAAUUUCAGUUUUGAUCAAGUUGAGUUUAAGGAAAUGGGCAACCAUCCAGUUAGAAACAGCAGAGAGGCAGUCAGAGACACUAGUCAAGAGGAACGGGGAGAGGACAGAUUUGCGUGUCAUCCGCCUAGAACUGAUAUUGGAAGCCAAAUGAGCUAAUGAGUUUACCAAGGGAGACAGUAUAGAUUGAGAACAGUAGGGGACCAAGGACUGAACCUUGGGGGACACCAGCCCCCCCUCCCGUUUGGCUGGCCCCCCCAGGCAACAUGCGGCUUCAUAAGGGAACCACACGAGGGGAGCACCUCCCCCUUGCCCUCUGCGUAGGAGCGCCAGGUAUCACGUGACUACCCGGUUCUCAGCUUGACAGAGACCCAGCAGGGAGACAAAAUGGCAGGGAGGGGGCCAUCAAUGUUCAACUUGGCUCUGUGAGUAAAGCAACUGGCUGUUGCUUGGGAGGGAGUUAUGAGGUGGGAGAUAUACAGAAGAGGGAGGGGGGUUUGGCAUGGGGAGAUAUAUGGAAGGGGGGGAUUGGUAUAGGGAGAUAUAUGGAAGGGUGGAUUAGUAUGGGGAGAUAUAUGGAAGGGGGAUUGGUAUGGGGAGAUAUAUGGAAGGAGUCUAGCAUGGGGAGAUAUAUGGAAGGGGGGAUUGGUAUGGGGAGAUAUAGUGAAGGUGGUGGCAUGGGGAGAGAUAUGGAAAGGGAAUAUUGACAUGAGGGAGAGAUAUGGAAGGGGGUGUUGAUAUGGGGGAGAGUCGAAUGGAUAAAAGGGGGAAUAUGGAUGGAAGGGAGACAUGGGGGGGAUAUGGAUGGAAGGAAGGAGAGACGUGGAUCGAAGGAAGACAUGGGGGGGGGAAUAUGGAUGGAAGGGAGGAGAGACCCAAGGUGUGACAAUUUAGCUACCUUGCUGAGGUUUGCGUAGGGACUAAGGGAGAGAGCAGAGCGGACAUCCAGACAGUGACAUUACUACUGAGACUGUAACAAAGUGAAACUUUUGAGUAAAUGAUGUGUGUGUCCAGGAUUACAUACUGUGUGCAUGAGAAUGAAACAAGUAAUUUUAGUUUGUGUUGCUCUAGGAUUCACUAACUUUUAUACAGGUUACAUGCAGCACAGAUAACCAGUUACAUAAUUCUAUCUACUCAUCAGGGGUUGUUACUAUCACACAAAGACAAACACAGUCCCACCGUACACAGCCAGCCCAAAACUAUCACAAACAUGAGCAGUCCCCAUCACAAACUGACCGCACAAAAUGAUCACACACAGCCAGCCCAAUGCUAACACACAGUUUCCAUCACAUGUACACCGCUCAAUACCAUCAAACACAAACUAUUCCUAUCACACACAGACAACCCAAUACAUCACAUGCAGUGCACAUUACAGUCAGACAGCCAAAUAUAUCACACACAAUUUGUAGCCAUUACACUCAGACAUUUCAAUAUGCAGUCCCCAUUACACCCAGACACCCCAAUACACUCAGGUCAUCGGUCACAACCAAGAUAUUUGUUAGUUAUGAACAAAAAGUAGUAACCCCAGUAAAGACUCUUGUUUGUAAUAUGGUGCAGGACCGGACUGCCCUAAGGCCGCUGUGAGAUGCUGCUGCAAGAAUGUAAAAGAGAGCAGUCCCUCAGCCAAUUUGAUGUUUCCUUUGUUGCCGCUAGAAAUCUCAUAUACGGCAUCUUUUAUGCUGUGUGAAGUCCUAGGGCAAAUCCUGUGAGUGCAAUCUAAAUGUGGCAAGUCCUGUGAGUGCAAUCUCAGUGUUGGGUUAAGUCCUGGGUGCUGGGUAAGGUCCUGUGAGUGCAAUCUAAUUGUUGGGGUAAGUCCUGGGUGCUGGGGCCAGUCCUGUGAGUGCUAGGGUAAGUCAUGGGUGCAAGGGCAAGUCAUGUUAGUGCAAUCUUCAUUCUUGGGUAAGUCCUGGGUGCUCGGGCAAGUCCUGGGUGCUGGGGCAACUCCUGUGAGUGCAAUUAAACUGUUGAGGUAAGUCAUGGGUGCUGGGACAGCUACUGUGAGUGCAAUCUCAGUGCUGGGGUAAGUAAGUCAUGUCAGUGACACAUACAUACAUACAAACAGACAGACAGGCACACAUACAUACAGACAAUACACACAUACAUACAGACAUACACACACACACACAUACUAAAUGUUUGGAUGCAUUUUAGGCAGCCAUGACCCAAGAAGGAUCUCUAACAGCCAUCUGAAGUUAUCACUAUGCUGUAAUGUAAACACUGCAUUUUCUCUGAAAAGACAGUGCUUACAGCAAAAAGCCUGAAGGUAAUGAUUCUACUCACAGAACAAAUUCAAUAAGCUGUAGUUGGUCUAAUAACCAUAGUGUCCCUUUAAGCUACCAAAUAUGAGGUCUUCUGGUAAACAAGAUGGCUGCUCCCUGUCGCCUUGUUUUAAAAUUGCUAAUAACAAUUAUAUAGGCUUUUAACUGCUAGUUAAGAUCAGGUAAUUGUACUAUUUUAUUUAUCAAGAGACUGUGCAAACUGUUCCAAAUGUAUUUCACAACCUGCUUUUCUACCACCAUCAAAUACAUAUGUACAACACUCAGGAAUAACAAAAAGAUUUAAAUCCCUAUAACACAUUUUUAUUUGCUUGGUGUCCGGAGUGUUCUCCCUUUGAAGUCUGUUGAGUACAGUUAGCAGCUUUGUGAAAGCGUUUUAAGAGUUAAUAGUUCUGUUGGUUGUUUGCCAUCUCCUAGCUGCUGGAUUAGGAAAUGAAUGUUUGUAUGAGCCCAAUCUGUUCUUGCUAUGCACAGAAAUGGAAAAGCUUUGCUGGCUUCUACGCACUGUUUGUUUCCAUAGGGUUUUGGUGACAUGGUUAAGAGUGGAAUUUUUCAAUUGCUGUAUCUGUACGUAGACCUGCUCCGAACACCUGUCCCGCCAUCUGCUUUCUAAAUGUGCACUUAGUGAGCUGACUCUGCGUUUUGGCAUGUUGUACAGCAGGAAAUUUUAAUGAUGUACAUUUAAUAUGUUUCCCAAUUUGGAACCUAUAGGAUGCAUUUGCAUGUAUUAUUAAACACAACAAGCCUAACAUAAGUGUUGGGUUUCUGCAAAAUCUUUGUGAAAUUAAACUGUAUGGGGACCUUACAAACUAGUGAAGGCAUGCUUCUCAAAAAAGUGUAUUAAAAAGUAAUUGAAAUGGGUUGUCCCCUACAGGGAUCCUAUAAGUAUUUUAUUUAUUUUUUUAGAGUACUGCUACAGUCUAUGUUCAAUCAGGAAACAUAAUUAAUUUUCUACCUCAAAACCAUUGCUUUACUAAGUGGUAAAUAAAACUAUUUUAAAAAAUGACCACUACAUUUUAGUAAAAAAGGUAUAUGUUUAUGCUACAAUGAAUGUCAAUGCUAUAUUCCAAGACUACCGUAAAGUGAGCAUCAUACAACAAAUAUUAUUGUCAAAAUUACCACUUUGGAUAAAACUGACCUUCCAGACAAGGAGGCAACAUUUAGAUUUUUGUACCACAACUACUCUAGCAAGUUGAAAUGGUUUUGGUGCUUAGAGUAACAUUUUAAAUUUUAAAACAGUUAAGUCACACCAUAACCACUAGAAUGUUGAAGUGGUUCUGGUGCCAGAAGCCCCAUGCUGAUGUUGCACUGCACCUGUUGUAACAAGUUCCAAACUCUUUUUAAAACUUAUCUGGGUGCCUGUGAUUAGUCAUCUUUUUCAUUAGAAUCAUUGUUCAGUUUCACAGUAGCUGGUAAAGCCCUGUUAUGAGACUUGGAUACCUCACAAAAACUUAACUUGAGUAAAUUUGACCAGGUUACCGCAUGACAGCUAGGCGCAACUUGGAUUAAAAUUCCCAUCCAUUAGGAGCACACAUGGUUUAACGAUGAAAGGGAGUGUGGGAGGAAAGGUAGAAACUAUUUGUACAGGUCUGGUAGAUGUCAUUAUGGAAGAACCGUACGCAUACCAUCAAAUCUUCCUCCAGUCUAAAAUCCCUUAAGAGAUCUCUGUCAAUAUAUUUCAAAUCAGAAUACACCAGGAAUCAUGGCUGGUUAUAUUUUUUUUUCCCUGUCCUGUGUUAAGUUUAUAUUUGUAUAUUUUAAUAUUAUUUUGUAUUUGCAAUAUUAUAUUGUAACAAUGCAAUGUUUGUGGGCCCAGGACACACUUGAAAACGAGAGAAAUCUCAACGUAUCCAUCCUGGUAAAAUAUUUUAUAAAUAAAUAAAAGUUAUUUUUAAAUAUUUUCUAACAUCUGGCACCUGAAUUAACAAUUGAUGUGCAAUAUUUGUUGUAAUAAUGCCUUUAUGUCUCUGUAUAAACUGAUCAUGAUUACAAGUAAUGUGGUAAAAGCACAUUAUUAAGUGCAAUGCCUUAUUGUCUCUAUGGUUUCUGCCGUCAGGAACAGGAAGCACAGUGGUGAUUAUGGUUUGGUAUACAAAAGCAAUGGAAAUAUUGGAGCCACUCAGAAGAGACAUACCUGUCAAGAUGGACAUCUCUGUGGGUACCCGCCAUGUCCAGGAGAUCAGUGGGCAGUCUGUGGUGUUUGUGGCCAUCGCUUUCAUUACAAUGAUGAUCAUCUCGCUGGCCUGGUUAAUAUUCUACUACGUGCAGCGCUUCCUGUACACUGGAGCUCAGUAUGGAAAUCAGGUAGUUAAGACAGCUGGUACUGAUGUUGAAUUAACUUGGUGGGUAGAUUUCCUGUUUCACAUAUAAAAGGACAUGUUUUAUUCUGAAAUACAACUUGCAGCCCUGCCAGUUGGGCACACAAGGUGUAUGCAGGAUAUUGUAUUUGAGAAUUGGGAGCUUGGUGGAUUUAUUUUGGAUUGUUGGUAAUUUAAACUUGUAUUUCCAUGUUUAAAUUUACAUCCUCAAAUAUAGGUACCUUUGUGGAUGUCAAUUUAAAUAUGACAGCAGGAGCUUAAAUUACCAAAAUUCUUGUUCUGAGUCUCUUCUUUAUGAUGUCCUUUAGCUGUCACUCAUUGCUCUAAAACUCCGUACCUCUUUUGUACUUUACUCAGUGCUUUGUACGCUUUACAAUUGUGAAAUGGUCCAAUGCUCUAAGUAAAACAGGCAUUAAUAUGCGGCAUAACAUAAUCCAAGAGUUUAUUUGUAGAACUGACAUGGUAUAAGUGGUAUUUCUACUGGCAAUAAUGUCCUCUUUGUUUUGUUCAAGGCUAACCGCAAAGAAACCAAAAAGGCAAUCAGCCAACUUCAGCUGCACAGAGUAAAGAGAGGAGAAAAGGUAAAUGUCUUUGACUUUGUUAAUGUAACGUAUACAGAGAGAACAUGCAGGGUUAUUUACUAAAUUCUGAAUUGUAGCAAAUUAAAAAUCUGAAUGUCAGUAUUAAGACUAAACUAGCUGAUCUGAUAUAAUUCUUCAACACAUCUAUAGUCAUAGCUUGGCUGUUUUAGUGUAUGUUUUGCCAUUAAGAGUUCAGUUAUCUAGUGGGUAAUUACAUACCUGUACCAAAAUACUUAGGUUUAAAGUGUAAUUACAGUAACACUGGGUGAUCCCCUUCCUCCCAUAACAGCCAGGAGCCUGCAAUUAUUCUAAGUAGCAUAAAUAAGUGUAUCGGGCAGACAGCGACUAGGAGCUUCCAGCAGAAAUAAAUUCAUACUAACACUUAAUAGGUUAAUACUUCACCUAUUUGAUGUCGGGCAUCAGCAUGCAAAGUAUGUUGACAGCAGAUGUUGUGUGCCUCUGAUCCUAUGAAAUGUAUUGAAUUCAAUGCUUCUCAUAGAGAGGCAUUGGAUUGGUGGUUUUUGUUCAUUCGGCAGUUGUGUUCAUUCGCCACGUUUCUUCAGUGUUUCUAUAACUUCACAGAAGGAGAAUCCUAUUUUUUUACACUUGUUUUUGUAACAGGAUAUAUUGAUCCCUUGACAUGUUUGUAAUAGGUGACAGCAUUAAUAUUCUUAAUUUGGCCAGAAGUACACUUAUUUCUCUAAUAAGGCUUCAAGUAAAUGUAAUAUUUAUACAGUGAAGUAUUUGAUCCCCUGAUGAUUUUGAACAUUUGCCCAAUGACAAAGAAAUGAUCAGUCUAUAAUUUUAAUGGUAGGUGUAUUUUAACAGUGAGAGACAGAAUAACAAAAAAAUACAGAAAAAAUACAUGUAAAAAAAGUUAUAAGUUGAUUUGCAUGUCAAUUAGUGAAAUCAAUCAGCAAGAUUUCUGGCUCCCAGGUGUCUUUUAGACUGGUAACGAGCUGAGAUUAGGAGCACUCUCUUAAAGGACCACUAUAGUGCCAGGAAAACACUCUCUUAAAGGACCACUAUAGUGCCCUGAGGGUGCCCCCACCCUCAGGGACCCCAAAUAUACCUACCAUUAAAAUUAUAGACUGAUCAUUUCAUUGUCAGUGGGCAAACGUUCAAAAUCAGCAGGGGAUCAAAUACUUUUUUUCCCCUCGCUGUAAUGUGUUGAUAAAAGUUAAAAGAAAAAUAACAGUAGGUGGAAUUUUUUCUUAUCUUGAAGUGUGCCUCAGUCGCAAAAUGCUGUGAACCUCUGAUCACUGUUCGAAGGAACACAUCAUACUUAAGGGGACACUACAGGCACCCAGAUCACUUCAUCUCAUUGAAGUGGUCUGCGUGCAGUGUCCCUGUCCCCUCAACUCUGGUUUGAGAGUAACUGCAAUGUUUACAUUGCAGAGUUAAGACAACCACUAGACAACACUGCUGUUCAAUUCAAACAUCAUUUUAUAAGGUCACUGUAACCUAUUUUGAGAGUUAAAGGACCACUAUAGUGCCAGGAAAACAUACUCGUUUUCCUGGCAUUAUAGUGCCCUGAGGGUGCCCUUACCCUCAGGGUCCUCCUGGAUGGAGAGGAAGGGGUUAAACUUACCUAUUUCUCCCGCGCCGGGCGGGGAGCUCUCCUCCUCCCCUCCGCCUCCUCUUCGGCUGAAUGCGCAUGCGCGGCAGGAGCUGCGUGCGCAUUCAGCCAGUCUCAUAGGAAAGCAUUUGCAAUGCUUUCCUAUGGACGCUGGCAUUUUCUCACUGUGAUUUUCACAGUGAGAAGCACGCAAGCGCCUCUAGCGGCUGUCAAGAGACAGCCACUAGAGGCUGGAUUAACCCUAACAUAAACAUAGCAGUUUCUCUGAAACUGCUAUGUUUAUAAAAAAAAAGGGUUAACCCUUGCUGGACCUGGCACCCAGACCACUUCAUUAAGCUGAAGUGGUCUGGGUGCCUAUAGUGGUCCUUUAAAACUUGCCUUUUUAAUAGUGAUGUCUACUCGGAUUUAUUUCACUCAAACAUCCAAUACAGAAUUAUUCUGGGUACUUGUGUAAAUUCUAAUUCUUAAUUCAAUGUCACCUACCUACACAUGAGUUUUGUAUUCCGUAAUACCUGUUGAAGUGGUGUUCCAUUUGUUUCUAAAAUAGUGGACCUUACCUCAUCAUGUUUUGUUUGCUUCAUGUCGAUAUCUUGCAGUUGUUUUUAAGAAGUGAGAACAUAUUGCGAUCGAUUUUGCUAAAAUUUUGAGUAUAGUGCUUCCAUUUAAUGGAUAUGUUGGGUAUGAUAGGAAGUAAGACACCCAAUGUAGCGGGGUCCUCGUAGGUUAAUUCAUUUUUAAGUGAUCAGUUAUUCACAAAAGUGAGAAUAGUUAGUUAUUCAAAAUUAAAUUACAAAUUUAAAGCCAAAAUAGCUGAACUGGUAACAUGCUCCAAGUAUUUUGGACAGUUUGGCUAUAUUUUGGUUUAAAUGUUAACGUUCACUUUGAAUUCCAGCCAGUAUGUGUGAAGUGCAGUGUGCAUGCCCCUCAACUGUCUUGCGUUUGGCAGGACAGUCCUGAUUUGCUGUCCCACCAUUCUUCUUUAGUGCCCUGGUGUUCCCAGGUGGGGUGUCGCUGAGUAGCUCAGCAUGAGUGCAUCAUUAAAUACGCUCACUUUGUGCAGCAGGCACUAGGACCAUCUAGGGAGCGCUUUACAGCAUUCCCUGUACGGUCCUAAUAGCUGGGGGCUGGCCAUGCUGUUUGUCAGGUAUGGGUCGGCACCUUUUUCAGGCUGGCCUUUUCAGAUAUUUUGACAUUUUUUGGCACAAUUUAUUAAAUCUAUAGCGUUUUUCAUAUGCUGCUCCUUUUGUGCCCUAAUUGCUAUUUUUCCAUGCAGGCCAUUUUUCGCCGUUGAGACUCGACCAAUUUAUUGAGUUUUUUUUUACUCCGAUUAAAAGUCAUCUGCUUUCUAAUGCCCAACAAUAUAUAUUGGUGCCUGUGCACACACAGCUACUAGUAAGUCUCUUUCAGUGGUUUCAUACCCCACCUUCCCAUCUUACAUAGUAUUUCUCAUUGAAACCUCUUCAGCUUACUUUCUUUGGAUACUGUGUAGCUUUGAUAUUGACCUACCAGUAACCCUUUAAGUAAUUAUACUUGUCUGGUACAAUUGUGAUGUAUUGUAUUAUUGUCUGUUAUAUAUUUACAAAAACGUGGAUACUUACGCUUUCUGACUUAAGCUGUAAUUAUAAUGGUCCACAUUCUUUAUUAACACUCUUUUUUUCCACCACACUUAAUUUUGCAGUCUUUUUUAAGACCGUGUGCGCUGUUGUGGCUUAUUUUCUAUUUAUAGCAUUGCAGUAUUGUGUAUGUUUUUCUGUUCUUUGCUAUUUCAUAUAUGAGUCUGUAUAUACUUGUUAUGUAAAAAGCAGAAACACAGGGGGAUAAGUUCAGAAAAUCACUUUAUCACAACAUUUUUAUUUUAGCGUUCCACUGUUUUCUUUCCUUUAUAUUCUCCAAAAUGUAAAUUUUUUUUGCAACCAGAUUACAGACCACAUAUAAAAGACACUUUUCCAAACACUAGAUUAGAGAAGGGAGAAGGCACACAUGCAAAAGACAUUGCAAAUAAACCGAAUGUUUAUUGUGGUUCAGUAAAUCUGCCUUGGACCUUCUCCAAUUUGCACACAGUCCUUUACUUUGUUGGACUUUUCAGAGCACUUUGAUAAAUCUCCCCCAGUGUGUCUGAAUGACGAAGUCUCUUGAUGGCCAGUACUUGAAUGCUGUAGUGUACUGGCAUGGAUGCUUAGUGUGUGUGUGUGAAUGUGAGGGAGUAUUUGCAUCAGAUGUCAGCGUGUGAAUGCAGGCAUCUACCGGAAUGAAUGGUUUGACAUGCUGAAUAAGUUCGUUGUUGGGCAAGUUAGAUUAGAAACAUCAGUCAUCAUCUAUAAUUAGUGUGUUUGAACCAGAUAGUCAGUUUCACGACUACAAGCAAAAGAGGACAACCUACAGCCCAGUCAAACUGACAUUUUUUUUGCUACAGUUACUGUGCGUGUCGUUUAUUAUUACCUAUAAAAGCUUAAUGCACUGCAAUCAUUUGAAUGAUAAGUUCUAUAAACAAGUGUAAUUAACACGGCACAACAUUUACACCAGUCAUUGUGUUAUACAACGCUAAAUGCUUUUUAUUGCUCUUAGAGGAAAUGAGAUCUAAAAUGACAUGGUAUAAAAAGGAUGUCAGAUCUGGAGACUUGUCAUGACUUUGCUUGCCAUGUUCUGCCAGCACUGAUGUAUGACUGUUCUGUAAGGAUUCAGUGUGUGAUUGAGGCACAAGUUGACUGAAUUUAGACAGGCCUGUACAGCCGUCAAUAUAUCAGGACAUGCAGCAUUCCUGCAACACAGGAUGUGACUCAUACAAUUUUCCUCUAAUUUUUUCCGGCAGUGAUCCUUAUGAGGUGAGAUGUAAUCAGAUUAACAUUUGUAUUUUCUUUUUCUUUUUUUAUAUAGGGAAUAGAUAUAGAUGCUGAAAAUUGCGCGGUGUGCAUUGAAAAUUACAAACCCAAAGAUGUUGUGCGAAUCCUGCCAUGCAAGUAUGUAUUAUUAUUAUUGGUAUUUAUAUAGCGCCAGCUUUUUCCGCAGCGCUUUACAAUAAAAGAGGGAUUUACCAGAUGAGACAAUAACAAAAUGUAACAGGAACCAUAGGUAGUUGAGGACCCUGCUCAAACGAGCUUACAGUCUACUCUAGAGGAUCAAAAAUGACUUAUAGAGGUUUUGUAAGGCAAUAUGUAAUUUAAUUGUGGUUGUCAAUUGUGUAAUUGAUAACGCACCAGUGACCAUGGUGGAAAUUCCUACUAAUUAUUAUAUUAUAUUCUUUUUAAACAAAUAGAUGCUUGCUUUAUUUUUUUGUGUGUAAAGGCCCAAAUAUUAUUAUUUCCGAGUUACUCCAAUCCUUUUUAAUGAAUAUAUAUUUUUUAAAUUUAAAAUGUCCUGUUGGGCAUUAGUAACCCUUUAAGUUUUAAAACCAAGAAGUUUUAUCUUUUACAUUCUGAAAAACAGUUAAAGGUCUAUUCCAUCCACCAUGGCCAUUUCAGUGAUUUCAAGUGGUCAUGGUAGUAGGAGUAUGUAUGUGCAGUGUUUCAGCUUGAGAUAUGUUACACCCCCAGCACACGUGACACUGGCAGCCAAAAACGCUGGGCUACUUAGUGUCAAUUCUUAGCAUAUUUAAUGUGCAUGCUGCCGACAGAUGUUAAAAUCUCUGCCAACAAGGGAAAGCUAGCUUUUCCCUUCUACCUCUGGCAGUUUCUUGUUUCAUUAAACACCCUCCACCUUCAUAAUCCCUUCCUCGGCCUCACUAUCCUUGCUGGCCCAUAGCUCAUGCAAUUAGUCCAAUCACAGGCUUCUAUAUGAGUAGUCUUUGAAUGGACUGUGCAUGUCCCCAUUGAUGUCAGAAGGGGGCAUGGAAGUCACGACAGGAGCUUCGCCAAGUACUGGGUUCCUUGCAGAAUAUUGAUUGGUUAUUAUAACACACUAAUAAUAUGUAAAGUCAUGUGAUAUGUGAUUUCAUGCUGAUCGUGCGCACCCUAUGCACAUUUUUGCUAUACCCAUUUAAAGUAGUAUGCUGAUUUGUGCAUGUCAUCUGUCAAUAUGUAUUUUGGAUUUUAUCCCUGAUUUAGAACCUUUUUUUUUUUUUUUGUCAAUCUCUGUUUUAUUGAGGCAAAAAGAUAUAUGGUACAGAAUAAACAAUAGGAAGUGUCAAACAAGGGGUGUAAAGCAUGCACAAUGAACACAUAUUGUUAUUGGAAAUUCCAUCUUAAAACUGCCCACACCCUUUUAUAUUAUCUUAUUCUUUCUUUGGCAUCACUUUUUGAUUUUGAAGAUUUUGAAUAAACAAAUGUAUGGUUGUCUAGAUUCCCAUUUACUGUACCAUAUACCUGUAAUAAAUUAACACCAGAUAUACAUAAAGCACUUCAGCAUUUUAGCACUUUUUAUUUUAGCAGUUUUGAAAAGUGUCGGUUUCAACAGAAAUCAACACUUUUAUAAUUAGGGGCAGAAACACCUCCCUGGAUUUCACUUCACUCUGUGGAGCAAACAGAAGUGGCAGGUGUGCUAAGCUUCAACCAUGCUGGCUGAGAAUGGUAUUUAUAGUGUAUACACUUUAUUUUAGAUGUUUGUACAUUUAUCUGUCUUUUUCCCUCUUUACACUUUAGACAUGUUAACCACAUCUUCUGCUUUCCUUUCAGUCAUAUUUUCCAUCGAUUAUGUAUAGAUCCAUGGCUGCUUGAACACAGGACGUGUCCAAUGUGCAAACUAGAUGUCAUUAAAGCUCUUGGAUAUUGGGUAUGUAGAUCAUCAAAUACAAAUUCAUACGGUACAUGUGUAUGGCAUGAUAUGUACACACUGCAGUCAUUGAUUAAUGUCUACAUUCUUCAGCAAAAACCUUAAACCAAUAAAAUAUGCAUGAACCAGAUGCCUUCUUGUAAUGUCUGUGUUCUCCAACAAAGAGAAAGAGAGCUAUAUAACUGUGAUUGGAAGCCCCGUUUUAGUAUCUGCAUGUGCCAGCUUUUGUUCCUUUUUUAUUCCAAGUGCACUGUGUUCUGCGACUUCUCUGUUUUGUAGCACAGUUAGGCAGUGCAUGUCUAGUCUUGUGACACUGUACAGAUAAGUUCUGUUUCCAAUAAACUCUGCAGUUAGCUAGAACAGAAAUAUGCUUAUAUUAAUGUUUAUUUAUAAUCAAAAUAAAAAAUGAUGACAGUGCCUUUUAAUAGCUUUUCAGUGAAUCUCACGGCUUAGCUUUGCUCCAUGGGACAGCCAUUUCGAAGCUCCUUACACAUUUUUGGAGAUGCCUGGUGCUUACGCACGAUCAGGAUAAAAGAACCCAAGCCUUUUCUUAUGUACUCAGUUUAUAGUCAGAUUAGCUGGGCUUCCGAUCAAAGAGGAUUUAAAGAUGCCGACCCCCAUAGAGAGGGGGGGGGGGGGUAGGCCAGAAACUGAAAACAUUUAUUUUAUUUUGCAUGGCAUACAUAAUAAUACACAUAAUGACUAUAAUACAUAUACAUUUUUUUUUAAUAAUGCUGAUGUGGCCCUACUUGUUCAAAUCUAUUGACAACUUUUUAUGCAAUUGAGUGAGUCAGCAAGUAAGCAUUUUAGGUAAUUUUUUCUCGUUUAUACUUGUAUUACACCUGUGUCAUUAAUGUAAAAUUUUAAUGAGUAAAAAAGGGGGGGGGGAUUGCGGUGCACACCCAGAACAUGUAUUUCUUGGCAUUGGUGCUGCCAUUAAGACCAAAACAUAUACAAAAUACAUUCAUUUAAACUUUUGUCACACAUAGGUGGAUCCUGAAGAAACACUGGACAUCCCUGUGCCUGAAUCCAUGGCAGGCAGCAGCCUCUCUGUUGGGACUUUAAGUGUUGCUCAGGAGGACAACAGGAGUGAAACAAACAACUUACCUAGUUACUCCACAGACGAUUCAUUAUCACAAUGUAACAGUGCCAAGGAAGACGCAGGGGAGACUACUGCACUGUUAGGUAUGCACAUUUAGUGUUUCUCAAAUGCAUUGGUGGAGGUGAUAACAGUAAAUAUUACUAGUCUCAGGACAUCACAUAGACCGUUUCUAUUUUUCCAUUUGCAUUAAUUCUUAUUAUUGGUUUUGAUUAUAGCUGCCUUACUAAUCUCUUGGGGUUUCCACUUACAAAAGCAGUCCUCCAAUUGACUAUUCUGCCCCUUCUAAAUAGAAUUAAAUUUUGGCACCAUGUGUGAUGUUAAGCCCUGGUAUAAUAUUUGUUUUCAGAAGUUAGAGAAGGCCUUGUCUGUCAUAGCUUGAUUAACUCAUUUAAGUGACAUUCUCCACAUCAUAGAUUCAUACUAUAGCUCAUGGCAUCGAUUAUGAAACAACAAGGCUCUAGGUGCUGUUCUCCAGUUUUUGUUUGUCAGUGUGCAGCAUUUCUUUGUCUCUACUAGUAGUGUUAUGUUUAUACAACAUGCCACAGCAGAAAUAAAAAAGCAAAUUACACUUUCCACAGAGACUCACCUUUUUGGAUGAGAUAGAUUCAUGUAAAUAUGUGCUGUAUAAAGGCUAUUACUGAACUGUCCCAUUUACAGAAGUAAUUGUAAUUCUAUAAACAAAAUGACAAACGUAUAAAAUAAAUAUUUUAAUAAAGUACUGUAUCUGCUGACGAGGUUAAAAACUUGCUGCUACAAUAUGGCAAAUUCUAAAGCAAUUUAUUUUGUUAUUGUUAUGUAGACAGAAAUGACACUGGUUCUUUGUACCUGCUCCAUAUACAACAGCAAACAGUAUCACCACCCAACAGAGAAGUCACGUAAUAUAAUUCAUGCAAAAUAUUUGAAAACAUUUUAAUCAGAUUUUCAAAAACGUUUAAGUUGGCAACCUAAAUAAUGUUAUUUUAUUAAAUAGGGAGUUUUUACUUUUCUACAUACCCUUACUUUUGGCAAAAAUAAAUUGUUGUCCGUGGUGUAGAUGUGUGCGUGGAUAAACACUUUACCACUUCUUUUUUGCAGAUGACCCUUGCAAUGAAGAUAUACCAGAAGAGCAGCUACAGACCUCAGGAAGCCAUUCUUCUCAUUAACAUUCCCUCAUGGUGGACAUUUUGGACUGCUUUAGAACUAAUUUUAGUUUUUAUUUCAUUGGUUUUAAGAAGCCAUGAAUGAAAGCUUUUGCUUGAGAAAUAAAAGAAAACUGACCCACAUUUGUUUUCUACUAAUAUAAAAUCCUUUGAUUGUGUGGUGGCGUUUGACAGUGGUCUUACUCAUUUUGAAGGUCUGGUGUGUUUCUCCAAGAACCAGUUCCACGUUAAUCUUGGAUCUGACAAUGGAUAUCUCUAUAUCAGAUAGUUUUGGAACUUCUUACAGUUGGCCACAUCAUUUUUUUGUGUGUUUGUGUGUGUUUACCAAACAUUUGGAUGCCACUGUCUAAAGAAGUAGACCUUUUCAGCAAACCAAAAACUGCUGGCGCUAUUUUUACUUUAUUUUAAAGUAAUUAUCAGUGGUCAUUCUUUUGUGCUCUGCAUCACUGUACUAGAACUCUGAAAAUCAACACGAUCAACAAGGCACUUAUUUAAUGAAAAGGAUGGUGUGUGCAGAGGAAGAGGGUGCAUUCACAACUCCCUUCAUGAGACACUCACACACUACAGGACUUCAAUGAUUAAGCUGAUGUGUUUUUGUAGGACUCUAAAAUCCACUCAGGAAUCUGUCUGAUGAACCAGGUUCUAUUUACUUGGAUCCAGCUCAGGAAUCUGUGUGCGACGGUAGCAACGAACAAACUCCAUCCUUGAGGAUAGAACGCACAGCAGAAAGCUUUCUAGGGGGAUGGGCAUAACCCACAACUCUUGUAACCGUUUACCUGUUAGUUUGACCAAAGGCUGGUGAAAUUGUUUUCUUUUUUUUUUCUUUUGUGUUUACAAAUGUUAAAUAUAUUCAUACCUAAGCAAAUAUGUACGACAUUAUAUACUGCUCUGAACAUACCGUAUACAGAAGAUGAAAUUAAAAAGCCUUUUGAUGGGUUCUAACAAAUCUAAA
Molecule: messenger RNA, 55071 nt
Organism: Pelobates cultripes (western spadefoot toad)
Lineage: Eukaryota; Metazoa; Chordata; Amphibia; Anura; Pelobatidae
Source: the annotation of a GenBank genome assembly